Molecule: messenger RNA, 44696 nt
Organism: Orcinus orca (killer whale)
Lineage: Eukaryota; Metazoa; Chordata; Mammalia; Artiodactyla; Delphinidae
Gene: ATP6V1E2
Product: ATPase H+ transporting V1 subunit E2
Exons: 4
Coding region: 1798-2478 (226 amino acids)
Biological process (GO): proton transmembrane transport
Cellular component (GO): proton-transporting two-sector ATPase complex, catalytic domain
Molecular function (GO): proton-transporting ATPase activity, rotational mechanism
Source: RefSeq, a predicted model, not a curated record
ACAGCCUCCGGACACGCAGGCUCAGCAGCCAUGGCUCACGGGCCCAGCCGCUCCGCGGCACGUGGGAUCUUCCCGGACCAGGGCACGAACCCGUGUCCCCUGCAUCGGCAGGCGGACUCUCAACCACUGAGCCACCAGGGAAGCCCAGUACUGCAUAGUUUAUGGGAGUAAGACUGUCUUGGAGAGCUCUAGAUCUGCCCCCAGCCCCAAACAUGGGCAGGGUGGAUGCCAAGCCUGCCUUAUCUGAAUGGAGAAUCCUGUGCCCUUGUGCAAGAGCCGACACGUGUGUUUCACAUUUCUUAAGUUCGUUUUGUUGUUUUGUUCAAGCCACAGGCCCAAGUGGGCUCAUAAUCCCCAUCCCAGACAGACUGCCAGACACAUUACUUGGGCACCCGAGUUCAUGCAGAGACGCUUACCUGUUCAAUUCCUGACUUUUAGCCCUGCCCCACCCUGCAGCUGCCUUCAAGUCCCAGCACUGAUAGACUGAGUAGAAGUGGGAGUCAGAAGAAGUAUGAGAACUCAGGACUGCAGAUUCAGAGACUGUGACAGGCUGUGGGAUGACUCUACCCCAGCCUCAGCCCAAGAGCCCUGGAAUUCCAGGACUUUACCUACCAUCACCAAGGAUAUGGCUGGCCACCUGAGACCAUGGGUGAAUGUGCCACGAAGUGCCGGGAGGUUCCCAAACUCCGUGCAGGGCUCCUAAUUUUAAUAUAAGGAGGCAAGACUAGGAUGUGUUUCUACUUAUUUUAGGGAGUGGAAAUCAAAUCAGUCAUAAGUACUCUGUACACACAGAGAGUGACUGUGAUGAGGCUUAAAGCGGAGGGGAAGAGCUAGUAAUAAUAUAGUACUAGUGAUGCUGAUAAUGACAGUAACUACCAAGCGUGAAGAUUAACUUUGUGCCUAGCAGUAUGCUAAACAUUCACUUCUUUCAUUUAAGCCUCACAAUAAUCCUAUGAUGUGCAUGCUAUUAUUAUCUCCAUUUUACGGAUGGAGAAACUGAGACUUCAAGGCAUGAGCUGCUUUCCCAAAGUCAUACAAAUGUUAAGUGCAGAAGUAGGAUCUGAAUUCCAGCAGUCUCACUCCAGCAACCAUACUGUGGAAGCCGGCGAUGCCUCCUUAAGCCGUGUCUGGGCUUGGAGAGGAUGUCCUCACUGAUGGACCAGAGCAUGCCAGCCCCUGUGGCUGGUGUGGCAUUCUGAAAGGCUGUCUGGCAAGUUUUGCUUGCUCUGGUUUCUCACUAAAACAACCUUUGGAUUUGGCUUCCCAGGCAACUCACAUACAGGAAAAGAGGGCCAUGACCUGCCAACAUGACAGCUGUAUUUUUCACUAGUAACUUAAUAAACUGGCUGCCUGGGUUCACAUACAUACCUGUUUCUGACAGCUUGGUUAAGGUGAGCCCACCCCAGAGCUGAGGCCCACCAUGUGCCAACUUAAUUGAGAUUCUGGGCAUGCAAGCGUAGCCCCCAGCUGAGGCCUCUGUGCCAAGGAAAUUCCUCUUGGCCUCCUUUUGGCUGGUUUGGCCCGCCUUCCCCAGUGACAGUCUGGCUCUUUGGAUUCGAGCUGCCUGGUCAAACUGUGAGGGUCUGCAGAAAGAAGGAAGCAACAGUGCCAGGUUCCAGUGCGUGUUCCAAGUUCCACAUUCUGCCUACAGACGCCCGGCGCCAGAGCAAAGGCUGGCCCUUGGCAGUGGACUGCUCAGAAUGUGGAACUCUGGAGACACUCCUGAAACUCUGCCCUAAGUCAAAGGAACCAGAGAGUCCACCAGUUCUCCCUCCACCUCCCUUUCCAGGAGCAGCCAUGGCCCUGAGUGAUGUCAAUGUGCAGAAGCAGAUUAAGCAGAUGAUGGCUUUCAUUGAGCAGGAAGCCAACGAGAAGGCAGAAGAAAUAGAUGCCAAGGCUGAGGAAGAGUUCAGCAUUGAGAAAGGACGCCUUGUACAAACCCAGCGACUGAAGAUUAUGGAGUAUUAUGAGAAGAAAGAGAAGCAGAUAGAGCAGCAGAAGAAAAUCCAGAUGUCUGCCAUGAGGAAUCAGGCAAGGCUGAAAGUCCUGAGAGCCCGAAACGACCUCGUCUCAGAGUUGCUGAAUGAUGCAAAGCUGAGACUCAGCAGGCUCGUGGCAGACCCAGUAUUUUACCAGGGGCUGCUGGAUAAACUAGUGCUCCAGGGUCUGCUCCGACUGCUGGAGCCCGUGGUGAUUGUACGCUGCAGGCCGCAGGACCUCCUCCUGGUGGAGGCUGCAGUGCAAAAAGCCAUCCCUCAAUACACGACAGUCUCCCACAAACGUGUGGAAGUCCAAGUUGACAGAGGGGUGCAACUGGCUGCAGAUGCGGCUGGAGGUGUGGAGGUCUACAGUGGUGAUCAGAGAAUAAUGGUUUCCAAUACUCUGGAAAGUCGACUGGAUCUCUUAUCCCAGCAAAAGAUGCCAGAAAUACGAAAGGCCUUGUUUGGAGCCAGUGCCAACAGGAAGUUCUUUCUAUAAGCCUCUAGGAAGUGAAGCUCAUGUUGAAUUUCUAAGCUAUAAAAGCAUGAGUUAUUAGGACAAAGGAAACCAGUAAUAUCUCCUCCUCUUUUUUGCUCUGGUAUUAGUCUGUCUUCAUGAAAUACCCUUUGACUAGCUAAAGGCAUUACACUUUGGAAUAAAGCCUGACUUAGUGCUUAGCAACCUAUUUCCAAUUUAUACAUAUUACAGCCUCUUGUCAGUUGUACAGUCUGUGUUGAAGGGAGUAGAGACAUCUGCUCUUUAGCUCGUCCUCAAACUGAGAUGUGAAUGGUAUUCUUGACCUAUGGGUCUGAAUACCAAAUGUGAAUGGUAUUCUUGACCUAUGGGUCUGAAUACCAAAGAGGCAGCUCUUUAAUAUGUAUGUGAAGUUUGUUUUUCUUCUUUUGUCUCAGCUUCUUGUUCUUAUGUUAUUUAAUAAGGUCUAGAACUCUUUUUCAUGUGUAGAGGGUCAACUUCACGGGUAUAUGGUACGUGCAGUCACACAGAGCUCCAUGUCAGAAGAGCCUGGCACUUGGGGUCUAAUGCUUUAUAGCCACUGUCUGGAAAUUCUUAAUUUUAUAUUUGCAUGUGUCCUUUAUAAGUGAAGUCCAGUGGGACUUUGGAGCAUGUGUCAGGGACUUGGACCUUGGCUCACACGUAGUACUCAUUCCCGAAGCCUACCCAUCUCCCUGGGUUGGGUUCUUGCCCACCCGCUUCCCAGCACCCUGGUGCUCCAAGACCCUGCCUUCCCUUCCCUCAACUAGUGCUCAUUGCUGCCCUCUGCCCAGUGUGCAUGCAGGGAGGGUCUGUAUGCUCCGUAGAAUCUUAGGGCUGGGCAUAAUGGUGGCCAUCUCUGCUCAGCUUGGCAGCUCCAUGGCACAUUCAGCAGGUGACUUGGUGAGCUUGGGUCUCUCACCCACCAGAUACUGGGCACAUCUCAGUGUGGAGGUUUAAAGACCCUGGGGUUCACCUGUCUCCUGUGGAUUGGAUCAGCCAGCCUGUUGGAAUGGGAGAUGCCUGGCUUGGCUUUCCUGACCCCAGCCUCGGUACAAUGCAUAGAUCUGGGGGCUGGUGGGAAGGAGGGCCCAGCAGUUGUCAAGGUUGCUGGGCCUGAGUCUCGGGGAGGGAUCUUCAGGAGCUUAUAAGGGUCUGCACUUGCCCUGUGAAGUAUCCUGUGCCUGAUGGAGUUCUCCAUUAGACAACUCGGUGUCUGGGGGCGACUUGGACUCAUCUCUUGUGACCAGCUGGGUGCAUCUUCUGGGAGAAGCCAAGAAAUACAGUCACUGUGGUGAUUCUCUAUAUGGGCAUUGCACAAUAUAAAGAGAAAUGAUAAAAUUCAUGCUAAGGAUUUUAUAUUGUAAUUUUUAUUUACUUAGACAUUAAAUAGCAAAUAAACACCACGACAAGCCAAAAGAGAGACUACAGAAGAAAAGAAAAAGCUUUAUAAGUAUUUUUAGUACCUUUAACUGUACUUUUUGAACAAAGGAUUCCACAGUUUCAUUUUACACUGGGCCCCAUAAAUUAUGUAGCGGUUCUGCAUGUGUAUGGUGAUUUAAAGUCUAAUUUAUGCCUGAGUGUGAUUUAUGUAUUAAAGUAGAAGUUUUUUGAAGAAAAGAACCCCCAGGCAACUCUGCCAAGGGCAAAGGUUGGCUUGUGUGGUCAGGAAUUUAUAAGGAACAGAAAUCCCAUGAAGCUCAAACACAGAGUAGGAGGCAGGUUAUUAGUAAAGAGGGGUGUCUCAAGGGAGCUCGGGACAGGAAUCUGUCAAUGGUCUCAGGGGAGGGCUGGAACUGGGCAUCAGAAAGCUUUCUGAAGUCCUCUAGAUGGCUAGUUCAUUUUCUUUUUUAAGCAGUGACUUUUUCUACUGUCCAUUUUAUUUUUUUAUUAUAAUUAUUUUUUAAACGUAAGGACUGAUACUUUAUUUUUUUAUCUUUUUUUUUUUUUUUUGGCUGCAUUGGGUCUUUGUUGCUGCGUGUGGGCUUUCUCUAGUUGCAGCGAGCGGGGGCUACUCUUCUUUGCGGUGUGCAGGCUUCUCACUGCAGUGGCUUCUCUUAGUGUGGAGCACGGGUUCUAGGUCACGGGCUUCAGAAGUUGCAGCACAUGGGCUUCAGUAGUUGUGGCACGUGGGCUCAGGAGUUGUGGCACGUGGGCUUAGUUGCUCCGCAGCAUGUGGGAUCUUCACAGACCAGGGAUUGAACCCGUGUCCCCUGCAUUGGCAGGUGGAUUCUUGCACCACCAGUGAAGUCCUCUACUGUCCAUUUUAAAUGGUGGAGUUUGCAUGGUCCCCAGAGUUUACAUGUAGUAGUUCCAGAAACAAAUUUGCGUUUCUUGGAGUUAUUUUCUCUUUUCUUAGAAGGAAUCCAUUUGGCUCAAUUCAGAUUAGAUGUCCACCUACAGUCCAGUUGGUGUCUGGGGCAGUUCUAAGAGAAAAGGGGGUCUUUGUCAGCUGAACAGACUCCUUAAAUGGUGUCUUCUUUGUGGGCUCUUUUGAGUUGUGAAUUGACUCAUUCAUUGAAAAUUUUCUGAAUGCCAGCAAUGAGCUAGGUGCUGUGCUAGCUCCUGGGCUGCAAAGAAUACCAUCUGGUCCUGUCCUCUAAUUAUAGACACAUACACAGAUGAUAACAUGGUGAGGAUACAACGUGGAAGUGCUGUGUUCAGCGUACUGUGGAAAUACAGUAGCAGGUAGAGAGAGAGGUUCACAGAACGCUCCGGGAUGUUGGCAGUUGAGCUGGGGAAAGAACUUCAGGCAGAGGUGGGGGAUGGGGUGGGGAGAGCAUAUACAAAGGCCCUGAGGUGUGAAAAAGCAAGUUGUGUUUGAGGACCUGUGUGUAGUUCAGUGUGAUGGAGUGUGAGGGGUGAAGGGAAGUGACAUGGAUGAGGCUGGAAAGACGGACAGAGCCUGAUUAUGUGUGCUUCCUGCCCUGCUCAGGAAUUAGAUGAAAUCUGGUGUGUGUGUGUGGGGGGGGGGGGUGUAGGUGAUGCAGGCUCAUUGAAGGACUUUAUUUAUUUUUAAGUUUUUUGGCCGCACCUCACAGCAUGCGGGAUCUUAGUUCCCCAGCCAGGGAUCGAACCCACACCCCCUGCACUGGAAGCACGGAGUCUUAACCACUGGACCGCCGGGGAAGUCCCUGACAACUGGACUUUUAAAAGAUUAUUCUAGUGCCACUGUAUGUGGAGGACACAUUGGAGGGAGGGAGAGACUGCAGGCAGGAGCCCGGUUGGGGAACUGUUUAUCAGCCCAGGUGGGAGAUGACAGUCUCCCCAGCUUUUUGGUGAGGUAGGUCAAAUUCUUUGAUACACAGGCCGGAGGAGAUCAGAAUCAGUGACCUGUGUCCUAUCCGCUGCCACCUCCCUGCCUUCCACCUCAAUAAAACCUUUCACUUGUCCAGGGCUUGAGGCUUUCCAUCACAGUUUCACACCAUCUUACAAACCCCCCUGGACUCCCCCUCAGAGCCCCCCGCCUUUCUCUCCCAGCCAUCAUUCCAGGCCCAGCAAAGCAUUCCCUUCCCACUUGCCUGAGCCCCCAGACACCUCCCAUUCUGGGAACUUGAACCCCACUUCAAGCUGUAUAACCCAGGAGUGUCUAGCCCCCUGGUCCACCCCAGGUCCGGCCCUCUGAGCUGGCCUCAGUCCGUUAUUGGGGCCCCCGACAAUAAUUCAUGUCCCCCAAAUUGACAUUAAUUCAUCUCCCUUGCAAAAUAGUUUUAAUGAAAGGUUUUAUGGGAAGUUGAGGAGAGCUUCACAUAGUACACGUGGGACAAAAUUUCCCCCAGUCGCACUUCAACACCUCUCUGUUUUCCCAAACUUGUCUCUCUCCCAGAGCUGCCGGAUACGAUUUCUCCCCAGCCCCCUCCUCCUCAGACUCUCAACCCCGUGGGUUCCAGCCUCCACCCUCACAGUGUCCCCUCAGCGAAACAAAAGCUGGUGGUGAACCAAGCCUGCCCUCCUAGCCCCUGGCUACCAGGACCGCAGCCCCUGUUCAUGAGGACUUGCCAUGCAUUGCCGUUAUUUCCUGUCAGCUGCUUUGUCUCCUCGGCCCAUCUUUUUCGACCCAGAUCUUUGUCGGUAGGGACUGUGUCUUCAUUCUUCUCUGUGGUCCCUGCUGCCUUGUUCUUCUAGUGCUGACGCUGCGUGUGCACGUCGUAGGGUCUGAACAGACAUUUAUGUUUGUUGCAUUCUUCAUUCCCGGCCUGGCUCUGGUUUCUGGAUGGAGGCCUUCUCUUCAACCACGGAUUGUGCCGUAGAAAAGGGCAAUGACGUGAGGCGAGGACCAGGGCACGGACGCCCGCCCUGUAUCCCAGCGAUGGCUCUUGACAAGAAAGUCCCUCUCUACUGCUGCUGAGGGGAAGGCUGCAGAUGGGUAGAGCCUGAACUCAAGCAGGACUCACUUCAGUCAGGGCUUACUGGAUCCCUUCCCUCCCUGGGAAACAGACGAGAGGGCGUUUGCUUUGGACCUGGGUGUGAAGGCAGGGGGCUGUGGAUGGGCUGGGUCGUCCUUAGGGGCCUCAGCCACACAGAGGCAAAGCUUAGCCCUCACCUUUCUGUAGCUCCCAGUGCCACCCUAGACCUGUGGGGUAGGCUGCUGGUCACCGUCCUGUCCCUUCUGGCAGCUGCGGUCCUGUCGGGAUCUUUGCUUUAGAGAUGUUUGCACUGGGCCCUUUGUGUUAGUUGUCUGCUACAAACGUACCCACAUUCUUUAUUAGCGUUAACUGUCGUACCCUCAAGAAGGCGUGUUCCUUGUGUAAGUUCCUCAGUCCCCAGGAGCCAAAAGGAGCAAACUGUUACAACCGCAGGCAGGCACAACCCUUCCCCACCGCUCUUCUCAUUAACACUUCCUCCCGAGGUGCAAGGGAAGCUGUUUGCUGCUGACACAGACGCAGGCAGUGCUGAUGGCGAGCGAGGCUGCUUCUGCAGGCUCACUCCCUGCCUGGGGAGGGCUGGGGGAGACCGAACAUCAGGGAGCCAGGCCUUGCCCCUCACUGAGGCCAGCCCCCCCGACCCCCACAGGAAGGCUGUCGGCAAAGAUAACUUGGUGGAGGGAGAGCGUAGAUUUAAUUCCGAUCCUGAGCUGCCUGGAGAGCCAGAAAUGGAAAGGAUACUUUGAGCACGUGCUAGAACCUCAGAAAAUGCUGCAGGGCUUCCUCUCUGUCCCUAGGGUCCCAAGAUCCCUGGAAGGGGGUCAGCAGACCUAUGCUGGGCCCACCCCAACCUGCGUGGCUCUGGGAACCAGUGCAGCCCCUCACUGAACUCCCCAGGGAGAUACUCAAGUCUUUGCCCCUUUCCUCUGCCCUCCCCUGUCUCCUUCUCUGUACCCUCCCUGUUCAUUACCUCGUUUCUGACAUCUUGCCUGGUCAUUGACAACUCUGGAAAAGGCUGAAUCUCUCCUCCCACCCUCACCUUCCUAAGCUCUGUUCUAAAGCAUGAUAAACCCUCACUUUCUCACAACCCCCCAGCUUUCCCACACAACCUCACAGCUCGCCCCGUGGUCCUUUCCUGCAGGAUGGGACCCCUUUCACUGGAAGGCAGGCUACUCCAUUCUCUCCGCAGACGCAGCAGAAGGGAUCCCCAGCUCAGACAGUCUUGGCAGACCCUUGGUCCAGCUCACCACCUCCUCCUGCACACCCGUGGAGUGAUGGAAUUGGGCACGUGUUUUUUUUAUGACUGGGAGGUGAGCCCAGAGAGGGUGAUGUUUGAUGACUCCUGGCUGUUACCAAGCCUGAGUGGAUUCACAUCCCCAAGAUCACACAAGAUUUAGAACUUGAAGGGAUCUUGAAAGCCAAAUGUUCAUUUGAAUCUGAGGCUCAAAGGAAGCAAGGAAGCAGUCCUGGGUCAUAGACAGCUAAUAAGACCCUUGGGACUGCAAACAAAAAACCUGAUAAGACUGGGUUGUUGUCAUUCCUUUUUAAUGAAAACUUAAUGUAUAAAAGCUCCAAAACUUUGGCUCCCAGCAGGACAAAUAUAUUAGCAAAUACAUGGCUAUAGCUGGUUCCUUGGAGAAUCCUUCAUUUCUCUUUCCCAGGGUGUUCUGUCCUCAGGGCUCAGUCACAAUGAAGGUCUACAGAGAAGAAGUACCGGGGGGUGACUGUAUAAGGGAUGUGACUUGAGGGGGCCCAGGGAUAGACUGGGGUCCUGGAUGAGGUCAGGGCCCCGGGGGCAUAUUGGGGAGCAGAGUGGGUGGGAAGGCGGGCCCACCACACAGCACCGGCCAGAGCAGGUGCUUGUGAACCUCUGUAAAAGAAGAGAGGGAGGAGAGGAGAAAGUGGAAGCAAGUUGCACUGGGGCUCGGUAGGAGCAAGGGAAGCAAUAGGGAGUGUGUAAAGACUCUUAUUUUCUCCUUUGGCAUUUGAGCUCUGGGUUUUCACUCAGUUACAUUCAAAUCAGCAGACCUCUUAUUCAUUCAUUCAUUCCACAAAUAUUUAUUGGCUGGUUACCAAUGUCAGGCGCUCUGCCUGGCACCGCAUCCCUUUCAGUGAACAGGGCAGUUAAGACCCCAGCUUUUCCAAAGGAACCUGCUGAUGGGGAUGGUGGGCACAAGUGAGAGGGCUGAGGGCUCAGGAGGGGACCCUCGCUACACUGAGCAAGUAGACAGCUGGUGACUUCGGUUGAUCUAAGUGCUAUGGAGAAGUAAAAGGUUAUGGGCAGGGAGGCCUUUGGCGGCCUCUGCUCAGGUAGGGCCCUGUGCACCUAAGGCAGGAGAAGGAGGCAUCCACGCAAACAGCAGGGUGGGGGGAAGGGGGCGGAAGGGAAGGACGUUCUGAGCAGAGGGAACCCCAGUGUGAGGCACCAGGCAGAGAAAGCUCUGCUGGCUUGAGAAGCAGAGAGGAGGUCAGUGGGGCUUCACCAAGCGAGUGAAGGUGAGACAGAAGGGGUCUUGUGGGCGGCCCUUAAAGGGAUCUGAAUUUAUUCUAAGUACAAUGGGAAGCCACUUAGGGCUUGCAAGCAUGGAAGGGACAUGACCUCAUUUUACUGUGUCCCUGCUUCUCUGUUAGGUCCGCAACACAGCAUUUGCCCCUCUCCUUUGCUCAAAAGAAACCCCACAGAUCCCAUGGAAAUAGGAAAACAAACCACCCAGUCAUCAUCAGCUCAGAUUAAUGGACAGGUCUCUUUAUAGGCACGACUUUUUUUUUUUUUUUUCCUUAAAAGCCCUUUGUAAAUAGCAUCUGGGGCCAAUGGCAUCCCUUUUCCUUACAGAAAGUACCAUUACCUUUACCUUUGUCUUCAGUAGCAGGAGCUGCUAAUAUUCAGGUAUCGCAUGCUUUCCACUCCAAGUUGAGGACAAACACUUAAAUGUACUGUUCACAGAAAUUACCCUAUCCAAGCACCUCCACCUCCCUUUCUCCUUACUAGGGACCCUCCCCUGCCAUCGGGAUUUGUAAACCUAGGCUUCCCUCCCCCUCUUAGCUUCUUGUGCGUUACCAUACCUAUGGAAUCUUCUGGUUUUCUUUUAGCUCAAACUUUAUAGCACACCUAUCCUUCUGGACCACUCAAGUCAUAACUCCUCCUGACUCCUCCUCCUGGAAGCUUUCCUCACUGGGCUCUGGAGUGCUUGGACUUGUCACGCCCCUGGACUCAGCCCAUUGGUUUGUUUUCCACGCUUUGGAGUUUGCAUUUGUUUCUCUGGAGGGGCAGCUUCUCCCUUGCUUGUGACUUCUUUGUCUUCUUGAGUCAUGGAAGUCACCUGAUACCCCGGGAAGGGAGUGGACUGGGAACAGCGUACUGGCUCUGGACCCACGACAUCAGGAAGAUCUGGCAAGCAGGAAUGGCACUGGUUAUAUCUUGAAUGAAUGAAUGAAGCCUGGCUCUGUGGAGUUUGGGCCUGGCCUUUGACUAGUUCCUUUGGGCUGUGGAUUGGGUUUACUUCUACUCUGUCUGGCUGUUGUGUGACCCUGGCAAGUCACAUCUCCUUCUGUUGCAUGAGGGACCAGGGCCUGAUGACCCAGUUCCUUGGGGUUCCUCAGCCCCCCAGCUCCCCACUGCUGGCUUCACCCACUGUUGCUGACACUUGACCUCUUCUGUUCUCUCUCUCUGUCUUUCUUUUUGAUUGAAGUAUAGUUGAUUUACAAUGUUGUGUUAGUUUCAGGUGUACAGCAAAGUGAUUCACUAUUAUAUAUAUGUAUAUAAUAUACACAUAUAUAUUUCCUUUUUCAGAUUCUUUUCCGUUAUAGGUUAUCACAAGAUACUGAGUAUAGUUCCCUGUGCUAUACAGUAGGUCCUUGCUGUUUACCUAUUUUAUAUAUAGCAGUAUGUAUAUGUUAAUCCCAAACUCCUAAUUUAUCCCUAUCCCCCCUUUCCCCUUUGGUAGCCAUAUGUUUGUUUUCUAUGUCUGUGAGUCUAUUUCUGUUCUGUAAAUAAAUUCACUUGUGUCAUAUGAUAUUUGUCUUUUUCUGUCUGACUUACUUCACUUAGUAUAAUCUCUAGGUCCAUCCAUGUUGCUGCAAAUGGCAUUAUUUCAUUCUUUUUUAUGGCUUAUAUUCCAUUGUGUGUGUGUGUAUAUACACACACACACACACACACACACACACACUACAUCUCUUAUCCAUUCAUCUGUAGAUGGUCAUUUAGGUUGCUUCCAUGUCUUGGCUAUUGUGACUAGUGCUGCUAUGAACACUGGGGUGCACGUAUCUUUUCGAAUUAGAGUUUUUGUCUUUUCUGGAUAUAUGCCCAGGCAAGGCAUUGCUGAAUCAUAUGGUAGCUCUAUUUUUAGUUUUUUAAGGAACCUCCAUACUGUUCUCCAUAGUGGCUGCAUCAAUUUACAUUCUCACCAAUCCUGUAGGAGGGUUCCCUUUUCUCCACACACUCUCCAGCAUUUGUUAUUUGUAGACAUUUUGACGAUGGCCAUUCGGACCCGUGUGAGGUGGUACCUCACUGUAGUUUUGAUUGGCAUUUCUCUAAUAAUUAGUGACGUUGAGAAUCUUUUCAUGUGCCUGUUGGUUGUCUGUAUGUCCUGAUCUUUCUUUCGAGGCUUGCUUGUCUGGUGCCUACCUAGUUUGAGACUGGCCUUUGACACAUGCUGGCCUGUAGGGCCCCUGAUCCUUCUCCUGUGGGGGCCGUGGGCAGGGUUGUACACUAAAGGGUGUCGGGGAGGAUACACUGCACAUCUGCUGGCCUCUCUCUCCAUCCAAGAGCAAGGCAUGUUCGCAGGUGGCCUGCUUUGGGGGACGUGGUUGGCUGUGUGUAGGGAGUGUGUGUGUGGAGGGCUUUGGAGGGGCGGGGGAAGCCUUGGGCCUUAGACAUUCUCACUCUGAAGACAAAGAGCAGAAAUAGGGCAAUGCAUGCUCCCUGCCUCCAGGCUCUUGCUCAUUGAGAGAAUACACACUUGGAUCUCAGAGUUUGGAGUCUUGUAAUAGUAGUUUGUAUUCUCUAGGCAGCACCAUGCAGCCCUUCACAGAAAGGAAUUGGUGUGGUUUAUAGGCCAGAGUUCUGGGGUAGGAGAUUGCAGGCCUGGGUUCUAGUCCCAGGGGUUGCCAUGCAUUUGCUGGUUUACUCCAAGUAACUCAUUCACCAUUUCAGUGCCUUAACUUUUCUUAAUGGAUAAGAAAGUGCCUACAGUAUUCUCAUUGGGGCGUUUUGUCAAUGAAAUGAGAUAAAACAGAAAGCAUUCUAAAAAGGCAAAAAAGAUUCCCAUGUGCUCCAUGCUAAUUUUGAUAUGGAACCUUAACUCAAUGAAAAUAUUUGUAUUAGUAUACAAGAAAUAAAAGACAUUAUAGAAGUUCAGGAAAGUUUAAAAAUCACAUAUGAUUUUAUCAUCCCGAUAUAGUUAUCUUUUUCUCCUUUCUUUCAUAUUUUACAGUAAUAUUUUCAAAUGACUGCAUAAUAUGCCUACCAUUUUGUACCUCGAUUUUUCAUAUAACGGUAUCACUUGAUCUUUGUAUCCUUCAUUUUCCAUGCCUGCAAAUUAUUGCACCUAAUAUGUUUUAUAAUUCAUUUAACUAUUCAAACAGUAAUUGACACUUGAGCUACUUUCAAGUUGUCCUUAUAAUAAAUAAUCCCAUAAUUAGCACAUGGCUCUCUAGUGGAAUCAGUCUGUAUUUAACAUUUUGUCUACUUGUUAAAUUAAUACAUAUACAUUGUAUUAAUUUAAAAGAUUUAGAGUAGCAUAAAGAAAACUUAAAUCACUCAUAAUUGUACCACUGACAGACACCAGUGUGAAAAUGUGGGUGUCUGUCCUUCCACUCUUUUGCUACUCGUAUAUUGUGUGUAGGGGCACAUGUGUGUAUACAUAUUACUGGCCUGAUGGUGUGUGUGCAGCGUUCAUACUGAUUUCUUGCUAGUUACUACUAGGCAGGCAGUUAAGAGCAUGGAGGUUAAAAGACUGGUCUCCAGUCUCAGGAUUUGACUCUGUGAGUUCAAAUCCUGCCUCUGCCAUUUAUUUAGGUAAACACUUUGGAUAACCGCUCAGCCUCAAUUUUCACACUUUAUUAGCUAGUCAACCUUAGGCAGCUUCCUUCUCUAGGCCACAGUUUUUAGAAGAGGGAUAAUAAUAGCAUCUGUCUACUUAGGUUGUAAGAAUCAGUCCAUAGAAAGCGUUUAGCAGAACAUCUGGCACACAGGAAGUGCUCAGCAAAUGCUCCCUGUGGUCAUUUUCUCAUACAUCUUCCAUGUCAUGAAAGAUUCUUGGAAAUCGCCAUUUUUAACAACUGAACAAUAUUUUAUUGUUCUUUUAUACCCUAAUCUAUUUCGUUAUAUAGUUUGUUAAUUUCAAUAACAAGCCGGUGAAUUUCGUGUCCGGAAACCUUUGCCUCUGUUGGAUUACUUCCCUUACAAGCAUGCUAGAGCUGGAAUUAAUGGGUUAGAGUAUGAGGAUUUUUAAAAGACUCUGUAAUACAUAUGCCAAAUUGCUUUGACAGAAAAAGAUUUUAAAGAACCUUAAGCACAAUUUUCAACCUGCAGCAGCAGUAAGUGCAGUCUUGGACUUUUUUUUCUCUCCCCCCCCCACACACCCCGCCUCCUUUCUUUCUAUCCCAGUCCUUUAAAUUGUAGCAUGUGGAAGCCAGCUCCUUCAGGGUCCUAGACUUUUGAGACGGUCCCUUGGUGUGAAAGGGCCCAGAGCCUGGGAGAGGGAGCAGGAAGAGAGAACUGGUUUGAAUGUCGCUAGCCCCGACAGGCUUAGUAAUUGUACCACAGUUGACAGAUGCGGCAGCGGUCAUGUGACCCGAGUAUGACCUCAUAGCUCCCGGCCCCCUCCAUCCCCUUCACCCCGCCAGCCUGGGCUCGGGGGCACCCAGAGCGGACUCGGCGGCAGUAGCGGUGGCGGGAGGGGGAAGGCAUUUCCAUCACCCCUACUUGGCAAGCUAUUUAAAGGAGACCUGGGGAUUUGGGAACUCUCUUUGGUUCCCUGGGCGAAGAAGGGGGACGCUAGGAAGCCCAGACUUCUGUAAUCACUGGCCAGCGAGAAAAUUCAACAGCACGAUUAGCAAGUAUUUGCUGAAUGCAGCUGGGUGCCAAGUUCUGGCUGCAGGCCAGGCUCGGUGCCAGGCGCUGUUCAGAUUUCAUCGCGCUUAAUUCUUUUUAUCCGCCUCUUACUGCUGAGAAGAGAGGUUUGGAGACACAGAUGAGAAAACUUAUGGCUUAGCUGGGGAGUGAGGACUAGCCCAAAGCAAGAGAAAACUGGAGGAAGCAGUGGGUGCCGCGCGUGUACACGGGGUAUUAGACUGCGGCCAGCGAGGCUGGGGGGCGUGGGUGGGGACACUGCCCGCCCACCCGAAGGCUUCUGGGAGAAAGGACCGGUGAGGUGGGACACAACAAAGCAGAACAGAUCUCACACUGACCUGACAGGGCAUCUGUAGUGGAGAGAAUGGGAUUUUGGAGGAAAGCUGCAAAUAAAACGAGUGAGAAGAGAAAGACGAGGGAGGAAGAUAUUGACAGGACGAAGGGGGAGCUCCUUGGCCCAGUUUCACAAUAGUGACAGCCCUCACCCCCUUGGCAACGCUUUAAGGGUGCCCUCAGGUCCCUCAAGCUUUAGGGAAUCUUCAAAGGUGCUGAUUUUGCAUUCAUUGUAGGCCCUCCCCUUGCAGGCAAGAGCCAAGCUCUGUGACGCUGGUGCUCUAAAUGUUUUUCUUGUAGACUCCAAAACUUUUUUUGGAAAAUAUGUGUACCCCUUUGCACAUUUUUAGGAGCCAACACACAAAAUUUUUCCAUAGUUUAAACAGUUACAUAGGGUGUACUUUCUGGUGUACGCAAAUAUUGACAUUUAAAGAUAAAAGUGUUGCAGUACUCUGAGAAAUGUUUCUAAAUGAAAUACUAUAGUGAUUGGAUAGCCACUGUAAUCCUUUUAAAAAAUACAUGAAAUUCUGCCUUAACAGUUGGAAAAAUUUCAUCUCUUUUUCCUCCUUGAAUUUAUAUUUCCUUCUACUUUCCCUACAGAAUUUUAUCCUAAUACAUUUUUAUGAUUGUAUAUCUUUUAUGCAUCACCCUAUCAUACUUCUCUCCAACCAAGCUAUGUAUAUAAAAUGAAUUUAUUUUUAAAAUUUCUCGUGACCAUAGAUUCUAAAUGUUAGAGAAUAUUUUGUCUGGAUUUGUACCAUGACAACUAAUAUACAGUUAAUCAAAACAAAUGCUAUUAGAAAAUCUAAUAGCUACUAAGGAAGCAUAAAAAAUAAAGAUGAAUUGAAAAUACAUCUCUUAAUGAGAAGAAGCUUUUUUUCCCUACCCCAAUUAGUUCAUAUAUCCAUGGAUGAAUAUUACUCAUCACUAGAAGGGGUCAAGGUUCCGUAUUAAUUCUAUUUGUUUUGUUUUGUUUUGUGUUUUAAAUAGGUGCAAGAGCUGAGCUCAGAAAUCUUUUCACAUACAUAAGUACAAAGGAAUGUAGGGAGUUUUGUUGUAGCAAUGUUGCUCAGUUUUAUAAACUCCUUUUGAGUUAAUCUCAAAGAUCAUAUGGGUAGAUCAUUAAAAACCUAUCAGCUGACAACUAGAAUACAUUCUCCUUCACUUUGAAUGAGAGCAGAGAAUUGGAAGCUAGUCGAUUUGCCCAGUCAUUAGUCACCCCUUUUCUCCACAUGGAUGCUGGCAUUUAGACUGUCCUUUCAGUGCACCAUGCAUUUUUCCCUAAGCCAAUGCGCUGUGGGAAGACUUGGGACAGGUAAGUAGUGUGCCUUUCUUUUGGGAAGUGGGAGAAGGGUGAUUGUGCAAGCGAAGCAAGAGGGAGAACAGGCAGCAUCCCUCGUCCAUGUGCUCAGACAGGACAGCUGUAUAAGAGAGCGCUUGUGGAAGUCGAGGGCUCGUCAUGUGAGGCUCCUAAAAUGACUUACGCCAAAGGACGUACCCUUUGGAGGGUCUUCAUGUAUUCCCAAGAGCACCUGUACCUUAGUUUGUGCUGGUCCAUUGCUGGAUGGAUGAGCAAAGAAAGGGGAGGUGAUGGGGCGAGGGGUCCCUUCCCUGAGGGGUGACCACCUCUGUGUAGGGUCUUUCUGAGGAGGGGAUGGAAACAGCAGGGAUCUGAGCCAGGCACACUGGCUGCUGUCUGUCUCAGACCCAGACUCUUAGAGCCUUCCUUCUCCUUUUGGUUCAACCUGCUUUGAGCUCUUGAAAGACCUUCCUUCUCAUUCUUCCAUGUGGGGCCUCUGAAGAGCAGGGGGGCUGGGGGGCUCCCCACAGAGAAAUCAGAGUGGAGAGGAGCAUAGUGGGACCAUCGAGGGCCCGAGAAAGCUGGAGUCCCCAUCAGUCCCUGACAGAGGGCUGGCUACUUUGCUGGCUCUCUGUCCUCUCCAUCCCAGGCUGUGCUCAUUCGUGGGGGCUUGGCCUGCUGCUGUGGCACUUUUGUCAUUAGAAAAAGGCCUUCUUUGGGCAGUACAGCACCGUGAGCAUAUGAGGUGGGGCUCACAAGACACCUCUGUACUAAGAAAAAUUCUGCCCUUCCUCUGGACUGACGCAGCCCAGUGCCAAGGGGCAUGGCUUGGCCAGGGGAGGGUGGGCCGCAUUUCAGUGCCCACUUGUCCCCUCGACUGGGCACCUUUUGGCAUUGCACAACCUCAUAACCAUGUGGGGCACGCUGCUUGUUCUAGCCUCCCUGUCUUCGAGCAUACUGUCUCCCCUCUUGGAGUGCUGUCCUUCUAGCUGGAUUCACCAAACCCUACCCACCCUUUGAGGACGGCCUCAGGUGCUGCCUUCUCCUCCAAGAACCAGGCUCCUCCAGCCCACGAUCAUCUCCCCCGCAUGUGGUUUCCUGCAAUUCUCUGUCUAUAGACAUUAAUUAUACCGGAAAUAAUGGGGGGGGUAUUUAUACUAGAGCAAUGGUUCUCAACUGGGGGCAGUUUUGACCCCCACAGGACAUUUGGUAGUAUCUGGAGAUAUUUCUCGUUGUCACAACUGGGGCCGGGAGCCUGUUACUGGCACCUAGUGAGUAGAGGCCAGGAAUGCUGCUAACUGUCCUACAAUGCACAGGACAGCUCCCCUCUCUCCAAGCAAAGAACAAUGUGGCCCAAAGUGUCAACAGUGCCAAGGAGAAACUCUGGACGAGAUGAUCUCUAGUCUUGAAAACGCUUUAUGUCACACCCUAAGUUAUAUUUUAGGGUUUUUAUAUUGUGUUUUAAUGAUCAGAGUCAGUGUUAUUUUGCAACCAGAUGGUAACUUCUUGGAGGGCAGAGACCGUGUGUCUUGCAGGUCUGUACCCUAAAGGCACUAGCACAGGAUCCCCCAGAGAUUUUGGCCAUCAGGAAGAUACAAAGGAAGGAUGAAGAGAUACUCUCUGGCCUGCCCCAGCCCUGCUAUCAGAUGUUUCCCAUGAGCCUCUGCUAGAAUUCCUUGCCAGUUGGACUCUAUUACAUUAUAUCCUAAAGCAACAACAACAACAAGACUGAAGACAAGAGAGCCAGACAGACACGGAUUCCUUAGUAUGGCUCAGGGAACCACCCAGUCUCCAGCCUGCCCCUCACUACGUGCCUAAGCCAUGGGCUGAGCUGAGGAGACGUUGAGAGAAAUCAUUAAACUUCAAGGUUGUGGGCAGCCAAGUAUCAGCUUUCUCUUUAGCCUGGAGCGAAGAAUCUAUGAACUGUUCCCUAAAUCAGUAAAUGCAACCUGGGAAACCCCACAGCAGGAUUCAUUAGAAAGAAAAGCUCUGAUAGAUUUCUCUCAAGUGUAGCAUCUCUCAGCAUCAGAUCUUUAUAUUUGAGGCGGUCCAGAGCAUGAGGACAAAGGGAGGUCCACAAGCCAUGUGUUUACAUAUCUUACAACUGUAAAGUGAGCUAACAAAUUGUUAAAUGUUCCAGCUUCCUAUCUUGAAAAAUAAAUCUUCAUGAUGACCUAGAAGGUCAAGUUUGGAUUGAGAAUGCUCAUAUUCCUCUGAUCCCCAUGCUGGAGCAUGGUGGUUUUGGGGAGACCUGGCCCCAGGCCCCCUCCCCGCCACCCUGCACUCAUGGCCCAUGGCCUGUCCCCUUCUCCUUCACCCCCCAGCUCUGCCUCACCCUUGGAGGGGCCUGAUGUGGCCAUCCAGCCUACAUAUCCAGGUUCCAAUCACACCUCUUUUAUGCUCACCACCAUUCCAGUCUACCCUGUGGAGGGAGGAGGGACCUGGGGAAGAGGACUGACUGCAGGCUGGAGAAACAGGUUUGGGACCUUCUGGGCAAGGAGUUCCUUGGUCCUGUAUGCCUAGGGUAUGUUCUUGGAAGGUGUGAGUGUGGUGUACAUGUCCACUUGGCCCUACAGACUUUUUACCCUGUGGGGAGGGGGGAGACCAGAUAAGAAUCAGAGGGGAUCCCUCUUAAAGUGCUGGCCCAGAGUGAGGUCCCUCUUAUUGGAUCGAAGGGCACACUCUCUCCCAUGUGCCCUGGGCCUCCUGGAGGCCAACCCCCCACCCCACCCCUGCCACACGCGGACUGGGCAGGUACCUCAAGAGCCAUUUUGGAGGGUAGCAGCUUUAUUGAGAUAUAAUUUAUAUACCAUACAAUUUCCCCAUUUAAAGUGUGCAAUUAGAUGGCUUUUAGCAUAUUCAGGUUUUGCAGCCGUCACCACAUUUAAUUUUAGGACAUUUCAUCACCCUAAAGGAAACUGUGCACCCCUAGCUCUCAUCCCUCAAUCCCUCUGUUCCCCUAGCCCUAAGCAGCCACUAAUCUGUCUCUAGAGAUUUGCAUAUUCUGGACAUUUCAUAUGAAUGGAAUUAUAAAAUAUGUGGUCCUUUGUGAUUGGUUUAUUUUACUUAGCAUGAUGUUUUCAGGGUUCAGCCAUGUGGUAGCAUGGAUCAAUGCUCCAUUCCUUUUUUUUAAAAUUAAUUUAUUUAAUUUAUUUAUUUUUGGCUGUAUUGGGUCUUCAUUGCUGCGUGUGGGCUUUCUCUACUUGCGGUGAGCAGGGGCUACUCAUUGUGGUGGCUUCUCUUGUUGCGUAGCACGGGCUCUAGGCCUGUGCCUCAGUAGUUGUGGCUUGUGGGCUCUAGAGUGCAGUCUCAGUAGUUGUAGCGCACGUGCCCAUUUGCUCCACAGCAUGUGGGAUCUUCCCAGACCAGGGCUCGAACCCGUGUCCCCUGCACUGGCAGGUGGAUUCUUAACCACUGCACCACCAGGGAAGCCCCUUCAUUCCUUUUUAUUGCCAAAUAAUAUUCCAUUGUAUGGCUCUCUCACACAGUAGUUAUCCACCCAUCACUUGAUGGACACUUGGGUUGCUUCCAGACCUUUCAUGGUCUUUUCAUGGAGCCUUUUGUGAGUGUACAGACUAUGCUUCUCUGUGGUUUCCCACUGGCAUCCCCUCUCAGCAAGGUCCUACCACCAUUUCCCUUGGCACAGACAUCAAUACCUCAACCCCUCAUGGGGCCAGAGCAGGGCUGUUUUCCCUCCAGAAGUGGACAAAUGGCUCCCUUUCCACAUGUGGGUUCUCAUGUAUGCUCCUAAUAGCUCCACUUCUCCCCAUGUCUCUCGCACUCCCUUGUUUAGGUUCAACCCCACGGCUUUCUCCAGAGGACAGGCUGGGAACAGGUGCCAAAUCACCUCCAUUAGCUAUUGCUGAGCCCACGUUCCAACUCAUGUAAUCCUCUUCUCCUUAGCCAGAUGGGAAAGCCCUUGCGUGAUUCAGAACUCUUGGUUCCAAGUGACAGAAACACAAUUUAAAUCAAAGUUAACAGCAACUGAAAAGUUUAGGGAUGUCUCUGUUUCAGGUGGAUCCAGGGGCUCAAAUCAUGUCAACAAGGACUCACUCUCUCUCCUCCUCCCUCCCUCCCUCUCCUCCCCUGAGUCUUCUCAUCUCUUCUUGGCUUUGCUUUUCUUCACGUCAGCUUUAUUCUCAGUGAGGCCUUCCCUAAGUGGAACAAGACAGCCUCCAGUAGCUCUGGACAUUUAUUCUGCUUGCUUAGUACCCAGUGGAGAGUUUAUCUUUCCCAGGAGUUCCAGCGAAAGUCCUAAGUCUGAGACUCAUUGGUUAGGCUUGGGUCAUGUGUCCACACCAGAACCAAUCAUUUGGCCAGGAGAUGGAAUGCUCUGAUUGGCCAGGUCUGGGUCUUGGGUCCACCCUCGAUUGGAAGUCAGCCCACUUGAACCUCAUGGACAAAGAUUGAUGAACAGGGAGUUCCCCAAAAGAAAAUCAAGGGGAAAUGAACAUUGAACACACAUAGCAGAUGUCACUGGAACCAUCCUAUGAACUGGCCUGUCUGGGGUCUGCCCUACUAAUUUAUCAUACAUAUUGAGAUAUGCCUGAAUCCUAGUAGUGGACAUUCCUAGGCUGAGAUCCCUGCUACAUGUGAUAAAUUAACUUAUGAGAUUCUAGAAGUUAAUAUCCAAGAUAUUACAGUUCCUAAGGAGGGUUUGUAAUUGAACAUGAACAAAUACUUAGUCCAGGAAAUUUUGCCCUAAUAGUAGAAUUGUAAGCUUUAUACAGCAGGACAGUGGAGAAAAUAUUUUUGAAUUCAAGAGGCCUUUUGGAGACCCAGAUGCACCGUAAGUAGGCAUCUGUCCAGACCACCCAUGUAUAGGAUCUAAAUGUCCUUGACGUAAUUUCAUAGUACUUUAUCCACGCCAGGGAUGAAUGGAGUCAGGUGGGGGAGGUGGCAGAGGGCCCAGGGAGUCACAGGCAGGGGUCCUGGGUGGAGAGGAGAGAGCUGGUUGUAGCAGCACAAUAUAGCUCUUCUCCGAGAUUCCCCCCUCACUCUUCCCUCCCCUUUCCUUAUUCCUUUGUCACUAUGGCAACUAAGGAGCUCCCUCAUCCUCUUCCCCUCUCCAGUUGGCUCCGAUCCGAAGGACCCACCUCUCUGUCUCACCAACUUCACAGAGCUGUUGCCAGCCUCUCUCCACGUCUCUCAGCGAGGGCACCCACCUUUGCCCUCCACCCUCAACGCACUCUCUUGCCUCAUUUCCCCACCCCCAGGCCCCUGCCUUGUCCCUUCUUUAACUCUGAUCCAGGCUCGAGCCAAAUUCCCACCUUCCUUCAAGAAGUUGUAUGAAAAUUGGAUUUUUGCCACUCUAACCUGAUUUGAAAUGCAUUAAGAGAUCUGUCUCUUGAAACACCUCAAGGUGAGGGUAUUUGUGAAGGGAAGAAGCAUGCUUUACUGCUGCUUCUGUGCUUAAACGCGGUGCUGGAGUGAAUCACGUUCUAUUUUCGUAACUAGGAGUGUUUUCUGUUUGAAGAAACCCCCCAGCAUGUCUCUGAGUGAAACAGAAGACUCUAUCAUAAGGGAAAUCACACCUCAAGUUCAAAGUUUGUGAACUGGUGGGCCCACAGACUUUUGUUAGGUCCAUAGAGUGCUUAAAAAGAUGGAACCAACACAUAAAAAGACUGGAUUCCUGGAUGCCCUUGAACAACUAGACAGGGGGCCUGCAUCCUCACAUGGUGGAAAUGGGAGGGAGGGAGGGGAGUGGGGGGCAUCAAGGGCUUUGAGUGUGGAUCUCCCUCUCGCCGAGAAAAUAGCAGGUGUGUGGAGUUCCUGGGCUAGUGAUGAGGACUUAACGUCCUUGUCCCCUCUCAGAGACAUUUCCCUCCACAGCCUUUGGUGGGAGGAAGGGAGAGAGUGGGUGGAAUGAAACGGUAGAUUUUUAAGCCAAGUACCUUUGAAGCCACUACCCGUAGGUGUGCAAUACAGAGGACAUAGUGGACUGCACAAUACCAUGUAAAAUACAGUAACAGUACUUUUCACAUACGUUAUCAAAGCAGCUCUGAAUCGUCAUUCACAAAUACAAAUAAACGAGACAUAGAUUUCGUAGCUUUCUUUAAAGCAACUUUCAGCUCUGCGCCACACUUGACCUCUGCCACCUUCUUGCCGAGGGAGCUCAGGCAACUCCUGAACCUCUCUGAGUCUCGUUCUCAUCUGCAAAGUGAGGAUGGUUAUAGCACUCCCUCAGGGAGCGGCCGUGGGAUGAGAUGAGUUGACAUGAAGUGUGUUGCACGGGGCAGAAUACCCAGUAGGUACUGGGGAAGCGUGUGCUCCCUUCUCUCCUCUCCAGCACGUCUUCACAGAGGCUUGAGCUCGGGAUCCUCUCAGGUUAUCUAGUGUAUCCUUUAGUUCAUUGGCUUGUUAAUUCAUUUGCUUCAAGCACUGAUUGACACCCCCCCCCCUCCCCCGGCAGUGGGUUGGUCCCUGCAGCACACAAUUAGCUGCUCUGGCAUCUCCUGGUCAGAGUGCUGGGAGGAGAGCAGGUCCAUGGUAGAGAAUGUCUGAGACCGCCCUCCCCCGCCUCCCUCCCCCCACCCCCCACACUGCCUAAACUAAGGGUUGCCUUGCUCAGCACUUUCUGCCCGGCUUCCUGGUGGCUGUCUUCCAAGACCUGCUUUCUGCCCCAGGGCCCUACAAAGGCUCCUUUGAUGAAAAGUUUGCGGCAAAGUGACUGUGUCAUUUGAUACAAAUGAGGCUCAUGAGGGUAAAAAGUGUAGCUUUAUUCUCCUAUUUUGGGAUUUUCUAGCCCAGAGAAAAACGGGCAGCUGAAUGGGGCUGGGGGCGGAAGCCAGGAGGGAGGGGAAACGCCAAGAGUUGGAGAGCUCUAUGCUACAUUUAGCCCUGGGAUUAGCAGCUGCAAGCCUGGGGCGUGACCUGCACACCAAGAGGUGCCUCCCGCUCAGCCAGACUCUGCCUCCAGAGCCGGUGGGUGUGUGAGGGGCGCCCCCGCAUUGCCUGGGAGGGGAUCUUCUGUCCCCCCAGGCCACCAGACUCAGCAUCCUCCACUGCUGGGCCUGCUCCUGUGGUCCCCACCCCCUUUCAAAAUGCAUAACACCUGCUCCCCUUCCUCCAGCUGAUGGGGUGCCGAGGACCAGGAUGGGAUUUGAGGGGAUCCACAAAAGCCCCCCACCCCAGAGGGUCUCCUUCAUCCACCUCGAGGGCUGGCCUCAUGGGCGGACUGCCACGGCAUUGGCACCGGGCCCCAUGCUCAGGGGGACCCUGCGCUCAGGGAGACCUCACACUUGGUUUCAGGCUCUGCUGUCACCACCUUGGAAUUCUCAACACCCUGCAUUGUCCUUUUACGCUGGGCCUCACAGACUCUGGAGCCGAUUCUGAUCCUCUCCACUUCUCCCAGUUCUUAAAGUCAGGUCGGUGAUCCCUACACAUUCUUUGCUCAUCUAUUUUUUUUUUUUUUUUUUUUUUUUUGCGUUACGCGGGCCUCUCACUGUUGUGGCCUCUCCCGUUGUGGAGCACAGGCUCCGGACGCGCAGGCUCAGCGGCCAUGGCUCACGGGCCCAGCCGCUCCGCGGCAUGUGGGAUCUUCCCGGACCGGGGCACGAACCCGUGUCCCCUGCAUCGGCAGGCGGAAUGUCAACCACUGCGCCACCAGGGAAGCCCUUUGCUCAUCUUUUACUAACACCUCUCAUUUGUAUAGCUCUGCCUUUUCCAUGAGCCUGCACACUGUUAUCAUACCUGUCACCACCAGUCCCUAAAUCACUGACUCAUGCCAGAGGUGUUUGUGGGAUUUUUCUCAUGACCCCAGACCCUUUGAUGCCACCCCUUUGUUCUUGAGGAAUAAAAAUGCCUGCCUCCUGACGCUAUCUGCGAUACCCUCAUACUUAAGUGUAGGAAAUUUGCAAGUCCAAAGCUGAUCCUCCACUUGGCUCUUAAGAGCCCUGGACAAGCCCUCUGGGAGCGCUUAAUAAAUACUGACUAAUGAACCUGCAGCUGCUGCUCCUUUGGCUAAUUAAAUCUAAAUAAGUCACAGGCUUUAAAUUAUGCAAUAAGGCUUGGCCAAAACAGCUUAAAAAUGCGGGAGCCCUAGUUUUUCUGCUGUGCCCUGUGGAAAAAAUCCCAUCUUUUAAUCAUGCUUAACCUUCCUGAAAGAACAGUGGCAACCUUUAAAUAAUGAAUGAAUGUAUAUUAGCGAGAUUUUUUUUCCCCAAGCUACACACAACGGAGCUAGAUCAUAAAAGGGACAGAGGCAGAGAUAGGCCUGGGGGGAUUCCAGAAGUUUCUGGUGAAUCGCAGAGUGCUGGGAGAAAUCAUUUGGUUGCUCAGAAGCCCAGAGCAAGGACUGGUGAAGAGCACAGAGGGGGGAGGGGCGGACGCACUGCCAUCCAGCCUGCGCCUGCCAGCUGUGAUGGAGGCCCCCACAGCACUGGUGGGGGCUACGUGCUCAGUUAUCCUCUCUCCACUCCUUCCUAUCUUGCCUCCACGUACCCUCCCACCCCCGAAGACCCUCCAGGCCAAGAGCACUGUCUUCACAACAGAGCAAAGGUUGAAUUGAGUCACAUCACCUAGAGCUGUGCUUUGCAGACUUUCAGGUGCACAAGAGUCUUUGGGGAUGUUGUCAAAAAUGCAAACGAUCAGUGGGUCCAGGGUGGGGCCUGGGAUGCUGCAUUUCUAAGAUGCCUGGGGCUGCUGGUCCUCAGAUCACGUGCAGAGUAGCAAGGAUUUAGGUUUUGUAAGGAAGCUGAACAUUACAAUCAGUUGGGACACUCUUCAGGUGCUCCCAGGACACCAUCUCAGAUAAGUUAGAUAGGAAUUUCUGAAAUCAGACCCUAAGCUCUUUGGUCCCAUUCUCCCCAUUCCCCACCUUUUUUUUUUUUUUUUAAAAACCGAGUUAGAGUCUAGAUAAUUUUCAGGUCACCCAAAUAAAGCCUAGAAAGCUUAACCAACUUGCUUGCAAUCACCUCCUAAAGUGGGAUUAGAAACCGAUCUGACAGGGAAGUGGCCUUGGAAACCAAGCCUGCUCCCCCUUCCCUCCCGCAGAUCUCAGCAUCUCCAGGACUCUAGCCCCGUCCCUGGGCUCAGGGUUGCAACGUAUGUGAGUCCAUUUGGGGAGCAGGAAAGAUUCUUCUACCUUUCUCCUCCUAAGCCUUGCUGGAAUUCACUAUUAGUGCUUAAUUGCUUGGGCUGAAGCUGAGUGUAAUGUGUAGGAUCUGUUACACUCUGUCUUCAGCGUCACGGUGUGAGUGGGAUGACAGGACAGACACUGGGGGCACUGGGCUCUGUCCUGUGGGAUCUGGGACUCAGGAAGGGGAGGGACUCUCAGGGCAGACUCACCUCCUCCUGCAACUUUGCUGAGAGCACCCAGCACAGAGGGAUGUGCUCUUCUAAGUCCCCAGGCAAGGCUGUGGCCCCGGUUGUAUAAGAUACUGGGGCCUCAGGCAGAGGUCAGGAGGUUGCAGGCAGAGCUGUUCCAGUUGUGUAUCCGGAGAAAACCAUGACCUUCCUGCUGUGGUAUGUGAGUCAGGCCUUAAGGCAGAAGUGCAGCUGUGGGCCGGGCCCAGCUUGGCUACAGCUGUGUCCUACCCAGUUGUCUCAGCCUGGACCAUGACACUGGGGCAGAGAGUGGGAGCUGGGCUUAAGGAAGCAGCAAGGUACGGUAGACACAGUUAUUUGCUUAUUCAGUAUCCACCCCUCCCCUUCCCCACCCCCACCAUAUUAUCAGAAUCUUAAUUUUGUUCAAGGCUGCAACACUGUCCAGGCCAAAAACUUACCACACCUCAUAUGUCCUGAAGCUAGGAGCAGCAACAUGACCAGGCUGACCAAUGAGAUGUAAGCAGAAGUCUCUAGGCGGAUCUUUCUGGAAAGCUUUGAAAAAAGAUGGCCCCAUUUCUUUUCCCCCUCUGCUGACCUGGAGUUGAUACCUGGAGCUAUAGCAGCCAUCUUGAGAUUAUAAGGCUAAAAGCCAUGGGGUGAGGGGGAUAAAAGCCAUAUGCUAAGGGUGGUGGAACAGAAAGAAGGAUCCUCUAUGACUGAGUUCUCUAUGACUUCCUUGAGAAGUUUCACCAUCACGGACUGCCCAACCUGGGACUUCUUAGUAUGUGAGACACAUAAACCCCUAUUUGGUUAAGCCGCUGUGGCUGGGUUUCUUUUACAGCUAAAUGCAGUCUUCACGCUGGGACCUUAGAAAGAAUGUUCCUGGAUUGGAAAUGGGAAGAGAAGGUCAAGGCAAGAACGUGGCCCCCAGGAGAGGGGAGGGGGGAGGAUUUCCCCUCUUUGUUGGGGAAGGGUCACUAUCUCACUCUACAAUCUUCAGGGAUUCCUUGUUUCCCAAGGGACUAAGUUCAUAUUCCUCAGGUCAAUAUUCAAGACUAUAAAAUUUGGCUCCAAAUCGGUUUUCCAGGCCUGUUACCAUUCACUGGAGCAAGGAUGUGCCUGCCCCUUCUUUGAGUAUAGAUUAUACACUCCCACCCUGGUCUUAAUUCACAUGAGUUCUCCCUACUCCUUUCUACCUGUCACAGGCUUACCUGCCCUUGUGGGCUGCUCUUUUGAGAAGACUUCCUAUCACCCUGGGCUCCAGGGACCUCUCCUUUAAUCUCCUUCAUCACUGAGGUCUAUGUGCCUGACAGUUUCUUUAUACUUCAGUGUGUAUUAGCUGCAUCUCCUCAGCAAGGCUGUGAGAUCCUCCAAGGCAGGAUUUUGGGAGUGUGGAAAUACAGAAAGGUCACUUUGGAGUCAGACUUGAGAUCUAAGAUGAUCUCGGGUACAUCACUUAACCUCUCUGAGCCUCAGUAUCCUUGUCUGUGAAAUGGGGAUAAUGUACAUGUCUGCCUCCCAGGCCUCCAUAAAGCAUGUAGCCAAGUGCCUGGCACAUUGGAGGUGCUCCAGAAGGGCUUGUAUGUUGACUUGUUGCCUGCUUGGUAAUCCUAGGCUGUGCCUUUUUUCUAUCCUUUGUAUCUCUCUCCACUUUUGUCUCUCCCUUCCUUCUGAUUUUCUGCGUUGCAUUUGAACAGUGAGGUCUGUAUCAAGUUUGAGGAGUGACCAUGAGCUGUUUUCAUUUUUGCCUAGGGUAGAUCUUUGGCUACUGGCUUCAGUCUUCUAUCAGAGUAGGAAGUAAGGAUAGAGGGGAGAUUUCAUGGCCAUUGUGAAGGGGGUGAGAAGACAUGCUAACUUAACUGAAAGGAGUUUACUAAUCUUUCUCUGAAGAUUUGUAAGGAAAAUGGGUGUAUUUAAGUCCAGUUUUACCUGGCAACAGGAUGAUUAAUUGAAUGGCCUUAUAGCAGUUUUUUUUUUUUUUUUUUAAUAAACAAACUCCCAAUUCUGUUUGUUGUAGUGAAUUAAACAUCUGGGCCUUAAUCUUUUUGAUAUCCUGAUCUCCUCCUUCUUUUGCCUCAAUCCCACCCCAGAAACCCAGAUCAAAUUAGAUUGUGGGAAGUGACCCAUAGCAAAAAAAUUCUGCCAUUGAAAGUUUAAUGAGAAAUGACAGUUUUAUUACUUCCAAGUAAAUACCUGUCACGCGCAGCUAUAAAUGGGAAUGAAUGCAUUGAACUGGGUGGAAAAUGAGAAGUCACCGUGGACUGAAACGGCAUGAUAAUGUGUACUGACAAUGAGUCCCGCGGCGGUCUUCUCUUUUCAUGUGUUUCACUCUGCAUCACUCAGAGAGCCCAGCAAGACAGAACGUAUUCUUUUGUUCCUCUUAAAGCAGAGCCUUAUGUCCAGGAAGAGGAAGGGUCAGAAAAGACUUGAUUGAUUGCAAAGCUGUGUCCAUUCAGUUUGCUGCGUUAUCCUUAAAGUCUCCCGUGCUGGCCAUCAUUCCUGGGCAGGGCUGGCGAGGUGGGGGCAGCUGACAACCUGCUGUGUGUGUGUGUGUGUGUGUGUGUGUGUGUGUGCGCGCGCGCACGUAUAUGUGUAGAGGAUGGGGGAGGUGAACUCCUUUCCGUCGUUACACUGGGCCACUUCUGUGCCUCUUGUGAGUCCCCUAGUGCCCAAAGUCUGUUCCUUUUGGUUGUUGCUGCCUGUGGUUGUGUAUAUCUCUGUGGUAGAUGACUAUUUGCUAUGUAUCUCUGUGUGUGUGUAUGUGUGUGUAUGUGAUUUGAGGGUUGGGCGUGUGGCCUCUUUAGGGUUUUUUCCUCCUAUUUUUCCGCUGGAGCAGCAUUGCUGACUGCGCCUAAUCAAUCAAUGCCUCCUUACCAGCGCCCCUAGGACUAUGCCCAGAUUUUGCCCCCGCCUCACCCAGGCAUGUGCUGCUCAGUGCUCAGGAUACCUGAUGGGCCUGUCCUGGGUUUCCUGGAGCUUCAGCGUCUCUCUUCUUGAAUUGCAUGUUGCUGAGGGCAGGCUCCAAGCAUGCGUGGUGGACUGUGUACAGUCCUGCUCGGGCCCAGGGCCAGACGGACCCUUGCCAAUGCCUUGGUGAUGCCAUCUUGACAUGUCUGCAGAGCUGGAAAGAGCUUGGGGAACCUUGGCUCCUGUAUUAGUUUCCUGUGUUAGUGUUGCUGCUGCAAUAAUUUAUUACAAAUGUAGUGGCUUAAAACAACUCGGAUUUAUUCUCUUACAGUUCUGGAGGUCACAUGUUCAAAAUGGGUUUGGCAGGGCUGCAUUCCUCUGGUGGCUCUAGGAAAGAACCCGUUUUCUUGCCUUUUCUAACUUCUAUAGGCUGCCCGCAUUCCUUGGCUCGUGGUCCUGCACCACUCUCCCCUCUGCUCCCAUGGCCACAUCUCCUUCUCUGCCUCUUACCCUCCUGCCUCCCUCUUAUAAGGACCCUUAUGAUCACGUUGUGCUCCUCUGGGUAGUCCAGGAUCAUCUCUUCAUUUCAAGGCCCUUAAUUUAAUCUCAAAGUCUCUUUUACCACGUAAGAUGACAUAUUCACAGCGAUGUGGACGUCUUUGGGGGGCCUACCCUCAAAAGCCUACCACAGCUCCCCACACCUCAGGGAAGAUCUAUCUGAGUAGAGGUGGUGGAUCCCAAGUCAGCCUGGUCAUGGUAUGAUUUCUGUGAUUCUGGAAAGGAUUUCUAAACCCUUCUCCCUACAGAUACUUCCCUGGCCUGCUACCUUCUGAAAUUCUCCUCUUGGGGAAUAAAGCAUCUUCAUCCACAGUGGGGACUCAGGCUUAGUAGAAGGCCUGAACAACAUGUUUCUCCACACUAAGGUGUAAAUGGUUGACAGCAAACAUUUCCUAACAGCAAGUUCUGAUGGGAGGGAGGCAUAGGUGAGGGAAGGAGGUGCCCAGUGUUGGAGAGAGCAAAGGCACUUGGAAGUAUGACCAUAAAGUUUUAAUCAAACAGAGCAACAUGGCCACGAUGCAGAACAGGUAGUGCUUGGAGAAGAGAAAGAAGACCAUCUCCUUGGUGACAUAGAUUAUGUGUAUGAAGAUGAAGCAGUACAGGAACAUGGCGAAUUGGUUCUGGGGAAGCAGGAGAUCCUGGAGGCCUCCCGAGAACUGUGGGGGAAAGAAGAGAGUAGAAAUGGCAAAACCAGGGCUUGGGUACCAGGCAGACCCGGGCUUCGCUCCUGCUCUUGUCCCUUCCUGAACGUGACCUCGGGCAGGCUGUCUUCCUCACCUAAGGUGAGGGUAAUCGUGCCCGCCUCACAAGAUGAUGAUGAGGAAGAGUGAGGACGAGAAUGAAAAUCCCAGGCAAGGUCACGGGCACAGAGGGGACUCAUGAGUUUUCACUUCUUGAGCCUGGUCUUAGCCCUCCUGAGUCAGGCCGCCCCCUUCCUUUCUUGGUACGCUCCAUGCAGCCUCUGAGCCCACAUGUGGGCAGUCUCUUUCCUCCUCGAGAUCCCCACAUCUGGACACCAGGUCUUGGGCGUGUUCUCUGGACAGUGUCCCCAGAUACUCCACCUUGCUUUCUGGAUGGUGGCGCAAUGAGAGGGGGUCCCUUGGGCACAGAUGACUGUGUCUGACUCUCUGGGCCCUAGUGCGUGUCACAUAAGGUCAGGCUGUGGUCCUUCAGCCCAGGGGGUGGUCUCUCCUGCGGACAGGUAGUAAGAGACAGGUGAUGGGGCCUCCGUAAACUCUUAGGGUUUGGGGUGUGGGGGAGGCAGCUUGAGCUGUCUGGCUGAUUCUGCCUGUGUGUUGCUCUUUUCCAGAAUCUACAUAACUAAAGUCGAACAGACCCCCAUUUUAACUAUAGAAAGCAUCAACAUAUAAGUAGAGUAAAAGCUGAUAUAGCUAUUUUGAUCUGUAGUUAAGAAGGCAUUACCCAUGGUUCAUUCUUUAAAAUAUCUUUUCAACUCAUGCCACAUUUUUUGUAAGCAGGCAUAUGGCAGGGACUGUGAUGCCCUAAAUUCACUAGAAACAUAUUCAUAGAGAUAUUUUUCAAUACAAUGACAAUUAUCUACCCACCCACCCACCCACCCAGAAGAAGAGAGGUGGUAGGCUUAAAAAUUAAGUCAGCUCUCCAAGUACACGCACAGGAAGUAAAACCCUUUUGUAAUCUAUUGUUAAAAGACUGGGGUUUUGGACAUACUAUUGUUGAACCAGCUACGUAAAAUGUGAGAGUAACUAAAUAAAACUGAGGGGGCAGGAAAUGACUCCAGUGAUGCCACCUCUAAAAUGAAUAGUAAGGAAGAUGGAAGACCAGAGGAAGAAACGCAGUGUUCUGGUGGGACUGGAGGGCUGGACAGAUCUUGUGUUUUUCUGCAGACCUGGUGUGGCUCUGGUUCCGUGGACUUUCUGCCACUGUUUGUGGUCUACGUGCUAAUGGCUAUUAUUUGUGAUUUUGAUAACAAAUUGUGCAUUUGUGAAACCUUUUAGACUUUUCAAAACACUUUCAGUCGUCUAUUUUUUUUUAAAGCAGAAGACAGAGAGCAGAUAGGACUGUACACCAAGGAUUUCCAUCUCCUCCAGCAAGGAGAAAGAUUUUCAAACUAAAAAGCAGGUAUUUUGUGAGCAAGAAAAACAAAAGAGAAUUGUUAAGAAGCCAGCAUGUGUUCAUUGAGAACAAAUCAUGCAAAACCAACCUAAUUUUCUUAAAAAAAAAAUGGACCAGUCAAUUGGGGAAUUGCUAUGGUGUAAUAUCUUAAUUCUGGGAAACCAUUUGACAGUGUGUCUCAGUACAGUUUUCUGGACAAGGUAGAGAAAUGUGAGCUGGAGAUGAUGUAACUCAAGGGUGCUGAUUAAUGGAACAUUGCUAACCUGUAGGGAGAUCUUUUAGUGGUAUUUACUUUAGGUCAUAUCCUCCUCAACAAUUACAGCAAUGACUUGGAUAAAGCCAGGAGGCAAGUUUCUCAGAACUGAGGAUGACUCAGAGCUGGGAAGCAUAGCUAAUACAUUACAUCCUGAUAAAAUUGAGAAAUGAUGAACGUAAGUUGUUGCCUUUGUGUCAAGAAGUGAAUUGCGUGAGUACAUAAAAAUGGUAAUAGCUGACACUGAGCGCUUACCUCAAUGUGCCAGGCUCACUGCAAAGUGCCUCACGUGCAUUCUUUCAUUUAAUCCUCACGACAACCCUGUGAGGUAGGUAUUACCUUACAGAUGAGCAGACCAAGGCCCAGAGAGGAUCAGUAACUUGCCCAGUGUCACACAAUUUAUAUGUGGUGGAGCCAGGAUUUUAACCCAGGACUGACUGAUUUUACAGCCCAGACAGCAUUGCUUUAAACAAUAACAUCUUUCAUUAUUUAGUGCUUAUGAAGCCCCAGCCAGAGCGCUAAGCAUUUCCCAUCCCAUUUAAUCACAAGCAGGCUUUCUUAUCCCCAUUUAGAUUAGGGGAGAGUGGUCCAUUUCUUGCCAAAAGAUGUCUAAGUUUUAGUUGACAGCAAGGCAGCGUGAUCCAACAGAACACGUGCGGCCCUGAUCAGGGGAGCAGGGGAUGGUUCUAUCAAAAUCCACUAGCCAGACUGCAGUGGGAGUUCUGGGUCUAGUCCCAGGCGUCCUAUUUUAAGAGAUGCAGAGAGGAGUAGAGAGUGGUGGAAAUCCAGACAUAGAGGAAGUGUUGAAGAGUUUUCCCUGAGGAGGAAAGCCAUGGACAGGCAAGUGGACAAGGUGGCUUCUGGGUCCCUCCUGGGGAGGGUUGAUGCUUGAAGAGUUGGAUCUCAGCUUAACAUGGAAGCUCUAAAGCAGUGAGCCGGCGGGCGCAGGGCGGGGAACAGCCGAGAAGCAGGUAAGGUGGGCUCCCCGUGCAGGUCAGGGAUGGGCUCCCCUCACCCCUAGUUUCCCCGCACCCUUCGCCUCCCAGCUGGGACCUGUCACCUACCAGGCGGGGCGUCGCCUGCUGCCGCAGCUGCUCCAUCACCUCUUCGUGCUGCCGCUGCCGCUCGUUCUCCUCCUGCAGGUACCAGAGCCGCUCGAGCUCGAACUCCAUGCGCAUCUUCUCCAGCUCCAUCUCAUCGUUUCGCUGGGGCCCUGGGGUCCCCGGCGCCGCUGCGGCUGGGGCCAGGGGUGGCUCUGCGCGUUCAGGUCCAUCGCCCUCCUGGCCCUUGGUGGUGGCGGGGCCGGCCUUGGAGGAGAGUGACUUAGGUGGCCCCGGGCAGCCUCUGUCCUCACAAGUUUCCAUCUCCUCAUGGUAGUCGUAGGAUGAGUCUGGCUUGGGGGACUCUGCCUCCUGGGCCUGGGAAAGGGGAGGUGGGGGGUCUGGAGUGGUUAGCAUGGGGCCGCCCACCCCCUACCCCACCACGCUCCUGCAGCCCCAGGCACAGUGCACUGGGGUGCUUGAAAGAGGUGUGAAUUGUAAACAUCUAGACUGAGUUCUUCCGAGAAACUUCGACGGAGUUAUCAGGACCUGAGAGUUAAGGAGGAGAGGGCAAACGGACACAGAAGAAUGGCGCCCUAAAGUUGCAAGUGGGGCCUUUGGGAGGGUUGAGUAGAAGUCUGUCUUCCUCGUGAUCUUCAGAUCACUACUGGAGGUAACUUUCCUACCUCCCACUCUACUUUGAGGCCAAUUAGACAUCCAGUCCUCUGGGGGCCACAGAGGGAGGAAGAAACCCAAGGUCUGCAUUGAGCGAACCUCAGUAUAUGGGAACCAACGGUAGGGUUAUGGGGAAGCCUGGUCCCAUCUGCAGGAGGAGGAAAGGGCCCCACAUGGAGAGCUAGAUGGGGGAGACCAAAGCCAGCUUCAAGUGACCUGACAAUCUUACGAAGGGCUACCUGGUCUCCAGUUACAGCUGAGUGCCAGCGUGGGGAUAGGGUGCACGUCUCCUACUCCUCUUAGCAGUUCUCUGGAAUCUAACAGCUCUCAGCUCCUAUCUUGUGUCCCCAUUAUGCUCUUCCCCCCUGUGCUGGGACAGGCUGGGGCAGUGAGAAGAGGCAUCCUCCUUACCAAAGAAGCCUUUGACUUCCCUUCGGACAUGGGGUCAUCAGGCACCAUCUUGGGGAAGGUUGGGCAGCUUUCUCCUGCCCCCGGGCCUUCCAUCAUCUCUCCCUGUCCUCUGUUGCCAUCCAGAAAACCACAAUACUGCCGGUUGGGGCCAAAGGACAUCUUUUGAGGCAUUAACAUUUGGCCUCACAAGAUUCCACAGCCUGGCCACCAUCACAAUGCCCUGUCCUCAUAAUAACCCACAUUCCACCAGUUGCUAAGGCCCCUUUGGCAGAGGGUGUGAUACCUUUGAGGCGCCAUUAUUAAGAGCUGUAGGAUGGGCCUUUGCCACCCCUAGGGACUGCUGUGAAAACUAGAAUCCCAGCACUUGAAAUCCAGAGUUCCAUCAUCUGAAAUCUGUUCUCUUGAGUUCCUCUUUUAAAUGCAGCCUGUAUUGAGAUGAGUCACGAUUAGCUCCACAAACCCUGUUAUGGGCUGAAUUAUGUGCCCUCGCCCCGCACAUUCAUUUGUUGGAGUCCUAACCCCAAGGACCUUAGAACGUGACUUUAUUUAGAGAUAGGGUCUUUACAGAGGUGAUUAAGUUAAAAUAAGGUCAUUAGGGUGGGUCCUAAUCCAAUAUGACUGAUGUCCUUAGAAGAGGAAAUUUGGACACAGACAUGCACAGAAGGAGAUGAUGUGAAGAUGGGAGAAGAUGGCCAUCUAAAGACCAAGGAGACAGGGCUUGUAUUAGUGUUCUCCAGAAAACCAAUAGGAGCCCAGCCUUAUACAUUCAAAUAGAACUUAUAAAGAACUGGCUCAUGUGAUUAUGGGGGCCGAGAAGUGGCACGAUCUGCUGUCUGCAAGUGGGAGAAUCAUGAAAGCUGGUGGCACGAAUUCCAGUCUGAGUCUGAAGGCCUAAUAACCAGGACUGCUGCUGGUAAAAGUCCCAGUCCAAAGCCAGGAGAAGGCCAAGAUCUCAGCUCAGACAGACAGAGAAAAUCAAUUCAGCCUUCCUCCAGCUUUUUGCUCCAUUCAGGCCCUCAAAGGAUGAGAUGAUGCCCUUUCACACUGGAUAGGGCAAUCUGCUUUAUUCAGUCCACCAAUUCAAAUGCUAAUCUGUUCCAGAAGCAUCCUCACAGACACACUCAGAAAUAAUGUCUAACCAGAUAUUUGGGCAUCCCAGGGCUUAGUCAAGUUGACACAGAAAAUUAAUCAUCAUAGGCCUGGAACAGAUCCUUCCCUUACAGCCUUCAGAUGGAACCAACCCUGCCGACACCUUGAUCUUGGACAUCUAGCCUCCAGAACUGUGAGGAAAUAAACUUCUGUUGUUUAAGCCACCCAGUCUAUGGUGCUUUGCUAUGACAGCCCUAGCAAACUAAUACAACCUCAGUUAUUCAUUGAAUGGAUUGAAUGGGACCAGUAAAGAGAAUGGGGGCUGGGGAAUAUACGUUGUUUUCUUCAGUUUUGUGGAAAUGACAAAAAACAUUUUUGGUAGUUGGAGGCAAGGUUGCAUAUGGAAAGAGAAAAGGCUGCAUUUGAAUUCUAGCUUUGCUCCUCUCUCUAGCUGUGUGUCCAAGGGAAAGUUAUUUUACCUUUCUGCUGCUCAGUGUACUCAUUUGUAAAUGGGGAUAAAGAUCUGGCCACUCCCCUGCACUGCAGCACUGGUGUGAAACUAAGAUAGUCUCUUCGCAUAGUAUCUGCCUCUACAGGGGCUAAGUAAAUGAAACCAUUAUCAUCAUUAUUACAAGGGGCUUCAUCACUGGAGAGAAGAAAGUGCUCAAGAUCUACCUUCUUGCAAAUCUUUUUUUUUUUUCUUUCUGGCCACGCCACAUGGCUUGCAGGAUCUCAGUUCUUUUUUUUUUUUUUGGCGGUACGCAGGCCUCUCACUGUCGUGGCCUCUCCCGUUGCGGAGCACAGGCUCUGGACGCGCAGGCUCAGCGGCCACGGCUCACGGGCCCAGCCGUUUCGCAGCAUGUGGAAUCUUCCCGGACUGGGGCACGAACCCGCACCCCCUGCAACGGCAGGCAGACUCUCAACCACUGCACCACCAGGGAAGCCCUGGAUCUCAGUUCUUUGACUAGGGAUUGAACCCAGGCCAUGGCAGUGAAAGCCCAGAAUCCCAACCACUAGACCACCAGGGAACUCCCUCUUGCAAAUCUUUAACUGAACCAUGGCUUUCCUCUCCCAGAAUUAUGAUGGUGACCAUGGGAACUAUCUCACAGUUUCUGUGUAAGAUGUUGAUCCUGUCUCAAGCACUGGGAGUAGGAUUGCCAGAUAAAUAUAUGUAAGGGUGCCCAGUUAAAUUUAAAUUUUAGACAAAUAAGUUUUAGUAUAAAUAGGUCCUAGAAAUUGCAUGGGACACACUUAUACUAAAAAAUUCUUCAUGUUUAUCUGAAAUUCAAAUUUGACUGGGGAUUCUGUAUUUUUAUUCGCUAAGUCUGGCGAUCUUAAUUAGGAGAGACCUGCCCAAGGAAACAAUUAUAUAUAACCAAAUAAUGAGCUGCUAUUAAAAAUCACCAAGUACUAUAACGUAUAAUAAGUUGUAGGGGUAGUUGUAUCAGCUGUAUAUCAAACAACCAUAAAAUCUCAGUGGCAUGUAACAGUAAGCAUUUAUUUAGCUCAGACGUCUAAUAGUUGACUGAUCUAGGCUGGGCUCAUCUAGGGGGCUUGGCCAAGGCAGCUUCAUUUCAUGUGUCCCUCUUCCUUUUCUUGGGGACAGUGGGCUAGCCUUGGCCUGCUCUUUUCAUGGCAAUAGAAGAAGCACAGAGGUCUUGGAAUUGGCAUACCACCACUUCCAUCUUACGCUAUUGGCUUUGGCUUUGGCCAAACUCAAAGCCAAAGGAUGUGGAAAUGUUCUCCAUCCUUUUAGUGGGAAGAACUGUGAAGACAUAGGGUAAAGAGUACGGAUGUGGGGCAGUAUGAAGAGUUGGGGCCAUAAAGCAAUCUAGUAUUGUAGUAACACCAACAUUAGCUUACAGUUAUUGGGCACUAACCACGUACCAGGUAUUGAUAAUUUUUCAAGGAUUAUUUUACGUAAUUUUUCAGAGCAACCAUAUGAGUUUGGUACUGUGAUUGUCUCUGUCUUCCUAGAAGUGGUAACUGAGUUUCAGAAAGGCUAAGUCGCCUGCCCAUAGUGACACAGUUAGGAUCGGGUGAAGCCAGGACUUAAGCGCCGAUGUCCCUGUAUUAAAUCCCUUCCUACUGGAAAUACUGCAAGUGUUUUCGUUUUCCUGACUGAACCCUGGCUGAUACCGUGGGUAUUCGAGAGGAAGAGGUGACCUAAAUGCCCAGAGGAUUUGCUGGGGAAAUCUGAGUAAGGAGGGAGCAAGGAGCUGCUCGAGGACAGCCCCUCCAGGGAGUACGCAGGGAUGUGUGUGAAGGCAUGUGUGUGGUCAGGCCACUCGAGAUGGCUGUUCUCUUGCUCUCUGUACGUCCCCUGGUCAACCUGUCCCUGCUUCAUCUGCACGCUACUCACUUGACUAUCCGAACCUCUUAAUCAUAGAACUUAACCAGUAACUGCCUACGUGUUUGCCCCCUGCCCCAGCUAGUGACUGUUCUAAUCCUUAGUCCAGGACGGCUCCAACUGCCAGUUUAUUAAAGGGAAACGUCUGCCCUUGUGAUGGUUGUUAACCAAAGGGGCUGUGCGGGAUGUGCCCCAGCGGCUGGUUUUCCCGGGAACUGAUGAGCCAACCUGACAUCAGUUCCCCCUAGAAAUGGUAGCCUCCCUGGCUUCAGGAGUGUAAGAUCCCCUGUCCAAUAAACCAUUGAUAGCUCUGUCGCUGUUCCCAGCCUCUUCCUUAUGGCCUCCUUUGGCCAUAGGAAGGCUUGCAGGCCUGUGGCGUGCAGCCCAAUGGCACGUGUAUGAGCAUUGUAUCCGUCAGGGCCUAGUCAGGAGACAGAAACCACACAGUAAUUCCAACAGGGGAGCUAGACUAUAAAGAAGUAUUAACUAGUGACAGGGGAUUGGCUACUUAGGGGUAAAGAGAACUCUGAAUAAUACAGGAGUGAAUUUGGGAGAGGUGCUUCUUAGAGCCUGAAAUUCAGAUCUCACUGGAGAGAGUGUGGCUGGGGCCACUGAACCAUGUAAAAGUUCACUGAGGUCAAGGUCAAGUGGGAAACUGUCCACUGGGUCGCCAACAAACCUCACCCAGAAGCUGCCUAGAAGUUGGUGUUAAGCUUUCCGGGAGGUCAUUGGAGACCCUUAGCUGGGAAACUGGUUGGGACAAGCUGCCCCCAAGGUGCCCCUGAAACCCUCUGAAGAUGAGUACCACUCAGUGUGCCAGCCCAGCAUUGUGAGAGUAAGAAAAAAGGGAAGUGUACCGGAACCGGGAAGAGAAGCCCCUUCUGAUGUCUCCCCAGCACCCUCUAUUGACAGAGCUUAACAUCAUGGGCUGGCGAGAGAAGUGCUUACAGGGCUUUGCUUCAGUGUCAGGAGCUGGGCAGUUAAGGACUUACAGCUGAGAGGCAGUAAACUGAUAACUGGGACAGCAUGAACGUACUAGGAAUUCAGUUCCCUUUCAACACACCUGCCUCAAUGCCCUGGGGGAAGGUCCUGCCUUUUGAGAAAUUCACCCCAAAUGAUACAUCACAAGCCCCUUCCAGGUUCAUGACCCUGAACCGGGUACUGAGGGGAAGACCAAGGAUCAUCAUAGGCACUCUUUGUGGAGUAUACAGUCUAGCUGGAGAGAGAGAAUGCUUCUUGAUGUUCUCUAGGUACGCCCUAGCUCAUCUGCCUUCCUGACUUUUUGCUGGUGGUUUUCUCAGCCUACAAAAUGCUUUCUCCUUUAUCUCCACCUAUGAAAGUCCCUCCAGCCUUCAAGGCCCAUUCCAGUGAAACUGUAUGCUUCGUGUCUCUCUGGCCACCUUGUGUUAAAUGACCUGGUGUUUGUCUCAUCCUCCCCUUAGAGCAGUGGCUGGAUGAGGGCAGGGCACGCUGCCUCGCUCUCAGCAGGGACCAGUAAAGGGUCAGUGUAGCCGACGGCCCUGGUCAGGCUGUGACUCCCUUCCGGCUAGUGAGUGUGACACAGGCAGGCAGACCAGAGAGUCAAGGAGCUACCCCUUCUCCUCUGUGUCCUUACACCCUCCAAGUAGGACCAGAGGCCUCACUUCCUGACCACUUUUGUUGUUUGAUCCCUCUACUCCAAUGUGAGUGAAUUAGCAGCAGGUGAAGUCCCACAAAGUUGGGUAUAAAUUAAAGGCUUGUAAGUUUAACUCUAUUUUAAAUGCUUGGAAAGCAGGGUGUUGAGUGUGAGAACCUUGCUAUUUAAAGGAAUUUUGUGCAUCAUUUCACAGAGCUGCUUUCCCCCAAUCUAUAAUUUCUGUAAGUCCAAGGGCCGUUUAUAUACUGGGCUUAUUAAAGCAAAGCCCCCCUGUGGUGAAGCCCGAAUACAGGUGCCCUUAUGCUCUACCCAGGUGGAAGCUCCUGAUGGGAGGAAUACUCCAAUGGAGAGCUGGCGUAAGGCUAAAAUUCUGGACUUCCAUCAUUCAGAACUGGAAGGGGGCAUGGAGACCCUCUAGCCUGGGCCUCAGGGGCUCUCAGCAAUAACUUCUGAAUAACUCAUCCAGGAUUAGAGGAGGGGCCCAGCAGAGUGCAGCAGAAAAUGUUCUGCCCCGAGGGUCGGGGUCCUGGGGUCCUGGGUUAAGCUCUGCCAUUGGCUAAGCAAAGACCCAGGCACGUCAUCGGAACCCUCCAGGGCUGCGGCUUCUGCACGUAAAACCUGGGGCUGUGAAAUUUGCCCUGCUUCAUGCUGGCCUGUUAUCCUUGCUCCCACCGUACAACAGGUGGGCGUGGAGCCAGGUGGUACUUCUGCCCUGAGCUGGCCUUCUAGAAUGUGCUGAAUGAAGUAUGGAAGGUCUCCCCUAUGACAAUGCUGAAGUCGCCCUCAAAAAAAUUCUCCUUGAAUGUUUCAUCUGAAACUCUUUUCUCAUUUCAUGUAAGUUAACAUAAAAUAAACGUAUUCCCGUAAAGAACUUUACUCUGCCUCCUUCCCUCUGCAGCUACAACAGGAGGGUGACCUUAACUCAGUGAAGCAAUGUUGGCCGACACUGCCCCCUUGUGGUCCGGUUUGUCCUUAUGGGGCGGCUCUCAGGCUAGGAGUUUUUCCAGAGGUUCUUGCUCCUGGUCGUUUGCAGAAUUCUCAGGUCACCCCAGACACACUAAAUCCAUAAGGCCCCUGGGAGGGAUUCCAGGCUCUAAAAAUGCCUGAUGGCAACCCAAAUCUGCAGAACUGGCUUUGUGGAGUCCGUGUUCCAGGGAAGAGAUUGAGGUGGGGAGGAAUACGUCAUAAACAGAAAUACGCACCAGCUGAGCUUAGACAGAACCACGGGAAUGAGACCAGCAAUGGAAGGAGCCAUAAGGGGGACCUGUGGCCAUCAGGACCUCUAGUGGGAAGCAGUUGGUCCCAGCAGGCAGGAGGCAUAGGAGAGCUGUGAUAGAAGCAUCUGGCUUUGUCCUGGGCCCUGGGGUACAACUUCCAGUCCUUGCAGGGGUGAAGGGCCAAGGGAUGCAGGCCCCAAGGUGGAAUGACAGGCAGAAAACUAAGACACUAGGAUGGGUGAAUCUGGCAGGGAAUCAACUUUUGGGCUUAGGAAAUCAGGUGAUGGGGCAGGACCAAGCACUCAGGUCUUGGACCUGGGGUAGCAGGUGGCUCGGUUUCUAGAACCGGGGGCUAGGUUAGAGCAGGCCUGGCCCCGAGUCUGACCUGUGCCUGUAAAUGCCAUGUCAUCCCACAGUGACUAGAGGCCUCUGGAUAGACGGAAGUCUCCAGAGGGGAGCGAAACCUGUGGGAAAGGAUUAAGUGCCUCUAGCUGUGCGUGAGGGGUUGUCAUUUAAGGCCUGUGUUUAGAUUUUUACAGGAUUCCAAGUAAGGCCUGGGCUUGGCAAAGUCUGAAAGAGCUUAGCUUGUGUUUCUUCUCUGCUGGCCCCAGCAGGGCCCCAGCUCCCCUCUGACGGCUCAGGCCUGCUUCCCUCUUCAACUUGUGCACCUGCUCUGAGCCUCAGAAUAACUUCGCAGCCAAGAAAACAAAGGUGCCACCAGAGCUGCCACCUGAGAGGGGUCCCAUCUACUGACUCACACCGCAUGGGGGUGGCUGAUGGAGGCUCACGAGCCAGUCUUCGUAGACAUAUUUGCACUGGAACUAGUAUCAAGGCCUCCGCACCCCAGUGAUGGAAUUUUAGGUGCAGAAGCAGAAUAAUGAGAGAGGUGGCUGGGAGUUUGGGGAAGGCUUCUGAGAACCCCUCACUGUGCCACAAGACGAUGAACACCCCAUCCGCUUAAAAUCCCAGCACUUAAAGUGAGAGCCUCCCUAAACACCCACACGUGGGCCAUGGCUAUGCUAUCUCUGCUGGUUAAGAGGCUGCUUGCGUCGCUGGCAGGAUCAAAAAUGGUUUCACUCUGACAGGGACUGGGUUAGCACCUGUGUCUUGCCUGUGGUUUAUAGGAGUUUUUGAUGUAAUUUUGCGUUCAGGUGUCACCUUAGAGCAGCUUUUCCUAGAAAGCCAGCCCUAAGGGAUGCAUGUGAAGAUCAAGUUUCCAUGACCAGAUGGGAAUUGGGAAGCCAUCCCCCAAGUAAACCAUCCCCCCUUCCCCCACUAGAAAUCUCCAGUUCACAUCAACAUAAUGUCUAGCAGUGAAGGAGCCUGUUUAAUGUGCAAAUUUAUUUGAUCUAGACUCAUUUUCCCCUGUGCGCUGUGUUUCCUGCCCUUAGAACUAGUUUCCUGCAGAACUCACAGGGACCCUGCCUUAGGGACGCUGGGAUCAUUAUUAGAGAGUGGAUUGAAAUGAGCUUUGACCUGCAGAAGCUGCCUGAAAGUCUCUGGCUUUGGUUUGCCUGAGUUCCCAGCGGCUUCCAGGGGCUUCCAUGGCAGCGUCAAAACUACUUCCAUUAUCUGUCUUGGCUACUACCUUGGCUCAUCCCCCCAAACAUGGGAUUGGAAGUGGGGUUGCCAGAUUUAGCCGCUAAAAAUACAAGAGGACCAGCUAAACAACGAAUCAUCUUUUAGUAUAAGUAUGUCUCAUGAGGUGCGCCAACCCUAUUGGGAAGAUGCCUGAGAGGUGUGGGGUGCUUCUGGGAACAGGCAGACACAGGGCUCCACGGAAGAACCACACUAGGGCCUCAGCAUCAUGCCCCCAGGUCUCCACAGCCAGUCACUGACUAGGACCUGCAGGUGUUAGGGCUCCACGGGCGUUGCCUCAUUUAAGUCCUCUCAGCAGGGAUUGUUAUUACCCCUAUGUAUAUGUGAAGAAACUGUGGCUCAGAGAAGUUAAGUGGUUUGUCCAUGUCACACAGCUGUUAAAGUAGCAAAGGCGAGAUCCAAGCCCAGUUUUCUUUCACUCCGAAGUCUGGUGUUUUACUUCCUCUUGGCCACAGCAGUUACUGUCUGUCCCACACCUGUGGACUGAACCAGUGUCUCUGCAGCCCCCCACAAGUCAUCCUGAAAGAGAUCCCACGACCUUUUGCCUCUCUGCCUUCUCUAGACCUUCCAAGGUUCAACACCCCGUAAGGUUCCCAGUGACCAGUGUUCUGCUAACAAUGUUGCUGGCCAAUACAGAGAGGGGAGGAAGUGGUGAGAGUUUUUGACUCUAUGAGACUUACUUGAGCCUUCCCUGCCCUCCCUUUUGGCUGUUCACCAGCAGUCAAAUGUCACCUUCUCUGUUCCCCUUGGACCAUUUCCCUUUCUGCCCCAGGCAGACUUCCUCUUUUGGGGCCUUAUGGCACGUGGUACACACCCUCGUGGCAGUGAUCACAUUGCAAUGCUACCAUUGGCUCACCUGUUUCUGGACCUCUGGACUUCAGGUUGUUUUUUUUUUAACUUAAUUUUUUAAAAAAUAUUGAUUUUAUUUGGCUGCGCCGGGUUCCAGUUGCAGCAGGCAGGCUCCCUAGUUGUGGCUCGUGGGCUCAUCAGUCUCAGCAUGCAUGUGGGAUCUAGUUCCCUGACCAGGGAUUGAACCCGGGCCCCCGGAAUUGGGAGCACAGAGUCCCAACCACUGCACCACCAGGAAAGUCCCUUAACUUAAUUUUUUAGAGAAAUUUUAGGUUCAUCCAAAAAGACUCCAGGCUUUUUUUUUUUUUAACUGAAUUUUAAAGAGAAGUUUUAGGUUCAUCCAAAAAGACUUAAGGCUUUCUUUUAGGACAGAGACUGUGUGAUUCAUCUGUCUCUCAGCACCUAGCAAGGCAUCUGGCUCAUAGCUGGGGUUCAAAUGCAUGUUUCUCUAGUGGUAAGUGAGGCAAGACACACUGGAAAUGAUUAAAAAACAACAGAGAGGGCUUCCCUGGUGGCGCAGUGGUUGAGAGUCCGCCUGCCAAUGCAGGGGACGCGGGUUCGUGCCCCGGUCCGGGAAGAUCCCACAUGCCACGGAGCGGCUGGGCCCGUGAGCCAUGGCCGCUGAGCCUGCGCGUCCGGAGCCUGUGCUCCGCAACGGGAGAGGCCACAACAGUAAGAGGCCCGCGUACCGCAAAAAACCCCCCAAAAACAAAGAGAUGUAUCCUUACAUGCAUCUUUGCUGUUGAAAAUGAAGUCGGUGACUGUUUUCUAGGCAUUCAAGUGUAGUUCUUUUUCAUGGCCCUGCCCUGGUUGGUUUUCAAGUUUGCCCUGGAAGCCUCAGCCCAGGGAGAAUCCUCCGUCCAAGAAGCCUCUCCCUGGCAGCAGUACCGCGUUUGUCCAGAAGAUGGCGGGCGAGGCCAGCAGGCAAGCGCCGCAGGGCGGCCAGAGCCAGGCCUGCACAGGUGACCCCUUUUCACAAAAGAUGUGGGCACCUGAAGCCUAUUUGCCAACCCUAUAAAUGCGCAUGGGUGAGAAGAACUGGCCUUCUGGGAAGGUUCUCGGGCUGACUUCUGGGAAGAGGAGACUUUCUGGGAGGGUGUUUUGGGGGAAACGUGGCAGCAGGUGGUGAAAGCGCUGCUCCUCAAAAACCCCCCUCUGAGUAGAGAAAACACUGUGGAAAAUGAACUUCCUACAAAGCAGACACAGCCCUCAAACUCUGCGUGAUUCGGGACGACAUGCUUUUCGCCUCUUGAAGCUCAUUUGCUUUGGAAAUGGCUCCUAGCUCCGUGACCACCUCCCCAGCUGACUGGAAGCUUCUCAUGGGUCAUGUUCCCCCUUUGCACGGCUCUGCAAACUCCAAACAGCAGGGUGUGACUGGCCUGAGCCACUUAAUAUGGCCCUCAGUUUCAUCUGUGAAAUGGGUGCUCAUGGAUCGCUCAGCCCGAGGAUCGAGUGAGCUAACAAGAUUCCUAUCAAUCAGCUGGCCUCAGUCGCCUCACAAAGAUCAGUGCCCAUGUUCGUUUUCUGUAAACUGUUUAAUAAAUAAAUACUUCACUUUACAUCAGUGUAGCCCAUGAUAAACCCACAGGAAACAAGAGCCACCAGCAGUGGUAGGAUCAGAAUACUUUAAUAAGAUAGCAGAGUGUCAAAAUACAUUUCCUUAUAAAGUUAAGCUCCCGUAUAGUAAUAAUGUUGUCAGUAGGAAUUUGACAUUUAUAAUAAUGUUCACGAAAUCAUUAUGUUGAUAGAUAAAGUUAAUAUGAAGUUUGGAAUAUUUUUCAGAGUGUUUUAGUAAAACUGCAAGGGUAAAAUGCCCUUCAUGCUGAGGCAAACACACAGAGAAAAUCAAACACCAGCGCUUACAUGUCAGUAACCCUUCAAGUUCUGCCGCCUGCCGUACGUGAGGCAGGGCUGUGGUGCUCAAGUAACAUUUUUGGCAACACAGUGACUAGGUAAUUUUUCUUUUGAGAUUUAAAUUUUAUUUUGUUUGGGGCAGUAAGUCCAUCCAGCCUUACCAAAUUCUUGGCUUGCUGUGUUUUGCUUUGUGUGUUUCUAGAAACUUCUUCAUUGUACCCAUGACGGAAAAGUUUCACGUGAUUGCUAUUUCGAAAACAAAUGGCAUCGUCCCUCUUACCUGGUGAGUUACGAGACGCUCUGAGAACACUGUUUUCAGUGCUUCCUACCUGUACACGUCACUUCUGGGGACAGACAGACCUCAAGGAGGGCCAGGGGCUGUCCCCGGAGUCUGCCUGCUGCACCUCGGCCGUGUAGGGCGAGCUGAUGGUGUGGCUGAGGAAGGGGCAUGAGAUGCGGCUGGUCAGGACCAGGAGCCCCCCUGUGUGCCCCCCUCAGUCCAGCUCCACGGGCUCCAAGGUGGUGAGCUGGGAGGAUGUGGACUGGGUCCCUAUACCAUUUCCAAAUCCUCACUUUCUUUCAUGAAUUCCCAUCUAAACCAUCUCAUGGUAGUUCUGGAAAUAUCCACGUGUGCCCCAUGAAAGACCAUUAGAGUCACAUAGCUCAGUGCACUUGAAGGGCUGGCAAUGAAACCUGAAGAAGAGUUUAAAGCGCUUCCCCUCCCUUAGAUUUGUCCCUAGCCUCCACCCCUGACGUGCCGUCAGACCCUCUUGGCAGUAAUAAUAAUACGUACGUACAUACAGAAUACAUACAGAACAUGAGGAGAAGGCAGCUGGCAAUGCUCCCACAUAAUGAUUCCACUUUCUGGAUUGUGUGUCACGCCUAUGGCAUGUCCCGAAAGCAAAAAGGCAACAGAGAGGGAGACCUUGAGCAGGGUUAGUACAGGCCCGUGGAGUUCUGUACAAUUCUGCAGUGUCAGCAACACCAUGAAAAAGAAGAUUAACAGCUUAAAAACGAUCUUAAAGUGAUUUUGUGAGCAGGAUUCCAUUUCCGUUUCUAAGUUUUUAGAUAUUAUAAAGUACCCAUAUAUAUGAUAAACACUUAACCCAGAUAUAAAUUUUCUUUUUAAAAAACUCAGUUAUGUUUUUGAAUAAUAAUUUAAAAAACUCCACCAAAGGCAGGGGAAAAACACCAGUUUAGGAAAAGCCAUACUGUGUAACUUUCACAGAUAACCACAUACAAUGGAGUUCACCCUUCACAUUUUUUUUCCCCCCAAAAAAUCGUAUCAAAAUUAGAGCAAAGAGUUGGCUUAAAAAAAAAAAAAAAAGACUGAAAUUUACAAUACAGUGAUUGAUU